Molecule: messenger RNA, 45941 nt
Organism: Cinara cedri
Lineage: Eukaryota; Metazoa; Arthropoda; Insecta; Hemiptera; Aphididae
Source: the annotation of a GenBank genome assembly
AUGAAAGGAUCAUUAACUGCAGUAAACAAGAAAGUAUCGGAGAACUUAGAUUAUGAUGGAAGUACAUAAGGCAAAUUAAUGAAAAUAUUAAAAAUGUUUAUUUAAUGUUUUACAUGUAUGUGGUGAAAAAAAUAUUUCCUUCCAUUAUAUGAAAACUUCCACUUAUUCUUGUUACUUUACCAGUGACGAUGGCCAUCCCCCUGAAAGGAUUUUUUCGACUCUUCGUCGUCUCAAAAUCUACUUCGCUUAAAUAGAUUAAAAAUGGUCAAUAUUUAUCGGGGUAUUGAAAUCUCAACACACACUGUACUUGAUGAAUUAUCAAAAUCAUUAAGACGAAUUAAUAUGUUGUAAAGUAGUGUUAGACCAUUAAAUAUACAUUUUUUAAUAUUUAAUUUUGCUAUGACCUUAAAUAUAAGAAGAAUACAAUUGUAUUAACAUUUUACCUAAAUAUACAUGAUAAACACCCCCCCUCUCCCCUCAUAAAUUAAUUCUGCGUACGCAACUGAUUUACACAAUUACAUACAUUGGAAUUUUACGUUAUAAAUGUAUAACAAUAGUAUUAUUAUAAUAUACAACUAAUUUCUCAUUUUCUGUAAUAACAAACAAGUAAAUUUUAUAUUUAAUAUCGAUAAUAUUAUAACAAUAUGAGGUUCGUUACAUUAGCAUCCCUAACUUGGAAUUUCGUUAAAAAAUUUGCACCAACAAUUUGUAAACAUUUGUAAUCGCAAAUUACGAAUUUGUAAACACUCAGAACCCGUGAAAAUUGAUGUUUACUACGGUGGUGCUAAUGUAACGUUACACCAGUAAUAAUUAUUUUAUUAUUAUCAAUUUUGUUCUUUGUUGUAAUUAAGUUAAAAAUAUUCGUAAAAACUUGAAAUUUUAACGGAAAACUUUUAUUUACCUUAUAUAAACGUGGUAAUUAUGUUUAAUUCAUUUGAACACUUUUUAAGCAAUUUAUAGAUAGUUUAAUUUUGCGAAUUUGUACGUAAUUUGUAUUUAGUAGUUACUCAAUUGAUAGUAGAUACAAUUGUUAGAAUAAAAAGAAAUGUUUGAACAUUCUAUACAAGGUUUAUUAUAAGUUGAACGUAGUGGUUAAAAAAAAAAAUAAUUAAUUGAUAUGUAAUAUUUUUUUCUUUUGUAUAACAGUUAUAUAAUCAAAUUUUUACAAAAAUCGUAAUAUUUACGGCUUUUAAAAACACGUAUAACCGAACUUUGUUUCGAAUCUUUUUUAAUUAGCCAUAGUUUAUCGUUGCUCAUAGAUAUAAAAUACCCCCAUCUAACCGCCUUCCGAACUUCCGAUUCACUAUUGGUACACUCGUCCCCAGUAUCAGUUCUUUUAUUUUUAGGCUCGUUUAUAUUGUUUAUAAUUGUUUGAUUAAUUUAAUUCAUGUUAUAACUUUUCAGCUUAGAAUCAUACCAACAAAUAGUCAUAAUAUAGUACAUUCAGAAAUGUAGACGUUUUAUUAAAUUAAUCUACUACUAGGUACAUACUAUUAAAUAGUAAAAAUUAUCAACUCCAUCCGUUGUAUUUGCUACGUUUGUGUUUUUUUACUUUAAGCCGAGGGCUCUCCAGUGUAAUGGUUAGUUACAGAACCAUUCUGGUAUUACGUUACAUUAGCACCACUACAGUAAAUAUCGAUUUUCAAGGUUUUCAUUAGUGUACAAAUUCGGAAUUUGUGAUUACAAUAUGUAAAAAUAGAAUAACAGUUGUUGGUGCAAAUUGUUUAAUAACAUUCCAAGUUACGGGUACUAAUGUAAGUGACCUAACAAUGUGUACAAAUGUAUGCAUCAUUCAUUAAUUUUAAAAUUCGUGUUAUUGAAAUUAUUAUGUGUGUUUCCCAGUCUUUAAAAAUACAAUCAAUUAGGUGACAAAUUAUUUUCACUGGACGAUAUUUGUAUAUAUCGACUAGUUUAUUAGUUUAAAAAAUGUACUAUAUCUGAUGGUUUUCGAAUUAUCUAUAAAUACCUAUUUGAAAAUGUCUAUUUUUUUUAGUUUUUAUUUAGUGUUAUGAGGAUAAAUAUGUUUAGUUUUUCAAAAAUGCUAAAAAAAAUUUGGUUUAGCUAUUAAGGUGAAAAUAUAUGGUUGCACAUUUUUUUUUGUACCGGUUGCCUAAAGUUGCAAAUUAGAUGCAAAAUAUUGGUACGAUUUUGAUGUAAUUAUCAUCAUAUAGUUAGGCCAAUUUCACGCUCUAGAGUAGCCUAUUCAUAAACAGUACCCCGUUUUUAUUCGAGAGCGUAAGUGACGAUGUAUAAAGCAUUCGCAAUGUACUCGCUGUUGUGUAUUUUAAAUUUUUUAUUUACCUACCUAAAAGAACAUAUGUUAUUUAUUAUAUUACAUAAAAAGUGGUUUAGUUAUACAGAUGUAUUUGGUAUUUAUAUUGACAUAUUUACGAGUAAAGCUGAAUUUUCAAAAGAUCGCAGUAUGAUCUUGAAUUUAAAGUAUAGAAGUAUUAUUUUAUUUUCAUUUAUUAUUAUAAAAUCAUUAUAUCCAUUAUUAAAAUUUAAUAUUUUAUACUGGUGCAAAAUGAAUUAUAAUAUUAUUAUUUUGAACAUUAUUAUGUUAGUAUCAUUUUCAACAGCAGCAGAAAGAUAUAGUGAGUGAAAUUCCUUGCCCUUUAUACACUUUAAAAUACAUGUACUUUUUAUUUUUUCAAUUAAUUCGAUUUUCAAAAGUAUAAUAUAGUAAUUUGUCCAAAUAUGUUUUACUUGCAGAGCUUAAACAUGUUGACGAAUUCUAUUUAAGUUAUUUAAAUUAUGAAGCCCCAAUUGGUAAUAAGAGUGAAUACAAAAUAUAAUGAAAUAAUAUUUUUAAAUCAACAUUAUUUUAAACUCAAUUAAUUUUAUAGUAUACAAGGUGUCCUAAGAAGAUAUACCCAUUUUAAUAUUUCUGGAGAUAAUAAAGAUAAUCAAAUUCCGUUUUUUAUAUUAUUACAAGGAUGAGAUCUACAAAUAUUUAUAUUUCAAUUAUGUAUUUAUAUUUUGUUAAAAAACAAAAAAAUACAUUUUUAUUCUAUUAUUGUUAAAAAAUAUGUAUAUUCAAAAAUAUUAACGUUUAAUUUUCAUUAAACUCACGAUUUUUAAUAAUUGUUUAAAGUUCAGAGAAAAAAAGCUAUCCUAGAAUAACGGAGUCAGGUGCAAUCACUGUUAUAGGUAAUUUAAUGUAUAGCUGUAAGCAACGAUAAACCAUUGCUAACAAAAAAAUGAUUCUGAGUGAAGUUCAGUUUAUAGUGAAGUUUUUUUAACAUCAUAUAUGUUACAUUAUGAUAAAAUAAUUAAAUAGGCAUUAUAUCUUCUUUAAUAAUAUUUGUUUUAUUAAUUAGCAUAAUAAUAAUAUGCAAUUAGCGAAUGGAGUUACAACCAACUGAAUAGUUAUAACUUAAAGUUUGAACUUUAAAAGAUUUGUAAAAAUCACGAGCUCAAUGAAAAUAAAAAAUUGAAACGUCAACACUUUCAGAAGAAUAAACUCUAUAUUAUGACUAUCUUAAAAUUUUCGAAAAUAAUAAAAUAAAGUUAUUUUUUUUAUUAAAACAUAAAACUGUAAUUCAAAUAUAAAUAUUUGUAGUCCUUAUUCCUAUAGGUAAUAUAAAAUAAAUAUAACUUGAUUAUCUUUAAUAUCUCAAAAAAUAUUCUGGUAUUAGGUAUGUAUAUAUGUAUAUCUUCGUGGGAACCCUGUAUAGCUGUUUAUCAAUAGUAUGAAAAUUACUAACUGGUAUGUAUGGUUGUUAAUAUUAUUAAGGUUAGACUAUCAAUUAUAGGUUAUAAAAUAUUGACUGAAGAUGAAUUAUACGACUGUCAAUUUGGUAAGUGUUUAGGAAUUAAUGUAUGAAAAAUAAAUUUAUUCGUGAAAUAUAUUUUAUAAUAAAUUAUUUUGAGGUAUAAAAUAAGAAAAUUUACUAUUAUAAACUAGAUUGUAAAUAAUUUAUUUUUAUAUUUAUUUAGUAAACUUGAAGUACGGAUCGGAAUAAAAAAUAAUACAAUUGUAUGUGAAUAGACUAGGAAAAAUUAUUUUUUUUAUAUUUAAUUUUCCAUUUAUUUGUAUUUUAGUUAUUACCUAGUUUUUUGGUUAAAAUAAAUAGUGACGAAUGAUGUUAUAAGUCAUUAAAAUUAUCCUAGACCUGGUAUCUACCUAAAAUAUAAGUUUAUUUAAUUCUGAGGGUAAAUCAUAUAAUAAUUACCACUAAUAAAAUUUGCCAUUACACUGCAGCAUAUAUUCUAGAACUUUUGCUUAUACAUUUUACUUAGCAUUGGUUUAUAAUAAGAAAUAUUGUGAAAUAUUCGGUACAUUGGUUACCUCUACUGAAAUGUUUUAUCAGUUAUAAAAUCAUAAUUUCUAUGAAAUCCUAUGUAACAUAUUAAAGGACAGACACAUUGUACCGAAUAUUUUACAAUAUUCUUUUUUUCUAUAAGUAAUGAUACUGUAAAAUAGAAAACAUUUGUGCAUCAACGAUAUUGGGAACAGCAUCUCUAUAUUACUCUAUGGGACAGCCCUAAAAGUGCAAACAAUAAUGUCAUUAAUUGAUACAGUACUUUAAACCAUUAUGUUGUAGUAAUACAAAAAAGGGUUAAAAGGGGAGGGGGAUAGUAAUAUGAUUAAAGAUAAUCGGAGUGUUUUACUUGUAUACCUAUAUUAAAUCUGGUAUUUGAAUUACUACCUUCCUCCUGCUGUUCAGAGGGUUACCGAAUCGUAAUCCCGAGAAUAAUGACGAUACCAAUAAAUAGAGAUUAUAAUUGUUUUACUUGCCCACAGUGUUGGAAUGCUAAAGGUUAUCAAUCGUACGUGUCAUCACGUGAUUCUAGAAUUAUAGGAUGGCAGUGGCGACUCAAUCAAAAUAAUCUAAAUUAAUCAUAACACUUAGAAACUACGUGCACUCAAAUAAUAAAUGCUAAUGUUUAAAUUAGAAUAGAAAUAAAGGUUGAAUAAUUAAAAUAAAUAAGUUAAAUAAAUUGAACACUAGGAAUUAUAGCUGCUAAAAGUCGGAGCUAUUCGAGAGAAGUAUACAAAAAAAAAGUUGGUAGUGUGUAUUUAUUGUAUACCGGGUUGGCGACAGAGAGAUCGACCAGAAGAUUUUUCGUAGGGGCGAGUUAUUUUAGACUUCAAGAAAAACCCGCAAUUUUUAGAUUUAAGAGAUUUACGCGUGAGAACCGAUGAAUGGUGAUUCGUUGAUCAUAAAACCCUUUUUUUUAUUUAGUAAUAAUUUUAUUUAUUCUACGGCGGCGAUAAUGUCGAAAAUGCGCUGACCGCCAUGUGAAUUUUAUUUUUCGAAUGUCAGUUGUAUUUUUUUAUACAAACAAUUUUUUUUUACUAAAUACCUAGUACUCGGCUGUAUCUAAAUUGUUUAGUCCUAUGUUUAUAAAUAUAAAUUAUUUUAUAUAUGUUGUGUGAGCAUAACAUUACAAUAUUACGAACAUUUUUUUAGAGUUCAAAUACUUGUAUUUUAAAUGAAAAAUUGUCAACACUUAUUACUAUUAUAAUUAAUUUUUAUUAUAGUCGUCUAUAGUAUGCAUUUUGUUUUUAGUUUAAGCGUUACUUACAAAAUCUUUGCCGUCCUUUAAUUUAUUCUAUUUCAAUUAUCUGAACCAUGUAGGAAUGUUUUAUUAAUAAUGUGACAUUCUGUUUAUAUUAUCCCGCAUAAACAAAACUUUUAAAGAAAAUUUCCCAAUUGUGAAAUAAGAAAAGUGAACAUAAUAGUGAUGCAAAAAUAUGAAUUGGUAUACAGGCUAUCCUUCGAAGAUAUACCACUCGAAUAAUAAUGAAAAUCAAAUUCUAUUUUAUUUUUUUUUUUAAUUACUGACGGGGAUGAGGACUACAAAUAUUUACAUCAAUAUUUUUUUUUUUUAAUAAAUAAUUAAAAAAUAAUUUUUUAUUUUAUUAUUUUCUGGAAAAUUUAAUGUAUCACACAUUUACAUCCGAUGAAUAGUUUCUAAGUAACAGCCGUUUUAAAUUCUAAUAAUCCGUGUGAAAACCCAUGUUAUCUAAGGAUUUAAUUUAAAAUCUCUGUUAUUUAGAAACUAUUCAUCGGAUGAAACUGUGGUAAAUGUGUGAUACAUUAAAAUGUUCAGAAAAAUAAACUCCAUAGAGUUUAUUUUACAUGGGAUGUAUCUUUGUGGGACAGCCUGUAUAGUUACUUAUAUUUUUUUGUGGUUAAGUGUGGAUAUAAUGUAACAAAUUUCGAAUAAACUUAAUUUGAAUACAAAUUAAAUAAUCAAAGAACUACAUUCAGAAUUGUAUUUUAGUAAGCAAUGGUUUAUUGUUGCGUAUAGCUAUACAUUAUAUUAUCUGUAAUAGUAUACUGCACCCGUCCCCAUUAUUCUAUGAUGUCUUUUUUAAGGUUUUAUUUCUAAUUUUUUACUAAUACCAUCAUAUAAUUCUAUUAUGACCAUCAUAGUUUUAUUAAUUCCUACCUGUGUAAUAACAAUAAUAUGAAAACAUGAAAAGAAAAAUUGAAUUAUAAUUUUAACUAUAUUUUAUUCACGAUAUGAUUAUGUGUAUUUCGGCGGUUCAGUAAUACUCUACUGACUAGAAUACACAACCAAAAAGUACAAGUAAAAAUAUGUUGGAAACUUUAGGUUUUCAUUUUCAGUUUCCUUUUCUUUACUACAUUUUAGAUAUUUUAGUACCUACCUAUCUCAUUUUAUCAAUAUAUUGAAUCAAGCCAAUUUGCCAAAAUAUAUAAGCUUGUUUUUUUAUGUUACAAUUUUUGAGCACUUUGCAAAUUAUUUUAUUAUUUUAAUUUUAUUUUGGUUACAACAUAUAAAUUUUUACAUAGCUAAUUGAAUUCAAUAUUAUUAGUUAUUACAUACUACACAUAUGUAUUUUAAGGCAUUUUACAAUCUAUAAUAAAAACUAAUAAAUUAUUUUUUGACGAUUUAAAUUCAUAAAGUAUAUCGAGUCUUUCUCUCUUACCUACAUUAUAAUAUAAUGUAUUUAAAAAUGUAUCUAAUAUAGUUAAAUAAAACACGAAUUAUAUCUAUAAAUAUGUAAAAGCUAUCAAAAAUGUGAUUGAUACUGUAAAGUCUCCUUUGGGUGGACGUCCAUCCGGUGUAUGCUAGUGACACAAGAAUUUUGUUUAUAUUAACGAGGUUUUGGGGACUCGGCCUCGGUGUGUGAUAUUUAUUAAUUAUUGUACUAUGGAUAUAGGUCGAAAUAUUUAUAAAUGUUGACAAUAUUGAACAAUAAUUAAUAUAAUAAAUUAUUUCAUUACAAUGAGCAAUCUUACAUCUUGAGGACGACCUAUAUGAUCUGCGAUAUUUUGUGGUUUUGGAUGACCGUUCUUCUCUGGAGUGAUGUUCUUAGGAGAAUUCAAUCAUACUUCAGUGAUACCACUACUAUUACUUUUGUAUUUUUGCCUAUAUUCCUACUUGCAUACUGUACACUCACUAUGCUAACCUCACGCCAUAACAAGGUUGUAAAUUGUAAAAAUGUAUAAUCUAAUAACUAUGCAAAGGUAUUUAAUAUUUUAGAUUUAGAUAUAAAUAUAUUAUAUGUACUCGCAUACCUAAUCAUGAAAAUAUAUUGUUUAUUUUUAUAUGAUUUAUAAGAUUUCGCAUAUUUACGUGAGUAAUUUUUAUUUAAGUCGUAUAUACUUACCUACAAUAAUAUGUUAACAUAUUCUAUAAUUUAGAUAAUUAUAUACAGAUUAAACAACACUAAUAGACAUGAACAUAAUUGUAAAUGAACCUAUGAUAACAAAUGAUGUGAGAUAAGGUUAUCCCUUAUUAUUCCCUAUUUGUUUAACCUGUUCAUAAAAGAAGCAAUCGAAGAGAUGAAAAAGAUAACCAGAAGUUAAUAAAUAAAAAACAUGUAUACAAUAUAAAAUAUCCUGACAAUUGUAACGGUCCCAACGUAAGAAUGUAGACCUAGAGGAAAAACGUUGAAAUAAAUUAAACUCCAACUUAAGUUAUAAAAAUAAUUAAUACUUUCCACACAAAAAUAUUACAUGUCUAAUAAUAAAAAUCUUUACAAAAUAUUCUAAGUCUAAAUUAAUUCACAAAUAAAUACAAGUCCAAAUUACAAUAAAUAGAGUGACGCGAAAUUGCUCGCAUUUGAUCGUGGUGGACUCGUCUCAUUAUAUAAUGUUUCGGGCAGCGUUAUAUGUGCUUGGAGGGACCCCCGCAAUCCGACGUUCAUAGUCGCGGCUAUCCUUGUUACUUCAUUAUUACUUUUUUAUACAUCCAGGCAUUUCAGGUCCUCGCGCUGGUUAAUAUUGUGUCAACCAGAUUACUGGCAUUCACGAGACAGCUGGUCAACCAUCAUAGAAUUGUUCGCAUGUCCUUCUAAGUGGGAUAAUGGAAGAUCGUAUGAUCCGCGCUAUUCACACCGGCGCUAAAAUGGUUCCAGACACUCAUGGACUCUUUGCCAAUUCUGUUUAAGUAUUUGCCGAAACAUCCAUGGACGGAUAGCAGUUGUGGAAAUCCAGCUCCCCGUGACUCCUGCAGUACAGUGCCCCGAUAUCGGUAAUGAGUAUGACGGUCCAUUACCUGGUUACUACACCUUUGCAGCCCACGUUUUCACCUUCAGGGCAUGGCAUCCUUCGCAUACCAGGGAUCGGUAGGAGGCCCGGUUCCGAGAUUGAACCUUAUAUAAUGAUGAUUGCUAUUGUUAAAGACUGCGUCAAGGAUUUCCCAGUUAGAAACCCGUCAUUUAAGCGACUUGGAGGCCGCAGUGAUGUUCACUAUGGAUCCGGCACUCUAAGCGCCAACUAAGCCAAGUGACGCAUAUAGGUCACUGAGCGCAUUUCCUCUGAUGUUUGUAACCCACUUCCUCCAGGCUGCCGACCUGGCAUUAAAAUUGCCAGUUACCAGUACUUGAGUGUUGAGGUUCAGUGAAAUAAUGCUGCUAUGCAAUUUGCUGAUAGAAUCCUGAUACUGCGCCUGCGUGCAGUUAGGGGAGGCAUAGCAGGAGUAAACCUAGACUCCAUUAACGGAAUCAUUAACAGGAGCCUUGCAUGUCGUUCUCUAGUAACCCUGCUCCUGGUAGUUAAAAAAUAGCAGAGUUUUAGGUUCAAGAAGUUUGACGCAACAUGAUUCCCAUUUGACUUUGUCUAAUCCUUGUUCUGCAGGACUGAGUGCAGCUUCCAUGUUGGCGCUGAAUAAUGCGACUUACGACUACGACCGCUAUGGCAAAGUCAGCCGUACUAAUAUAUUUACCCAUUUUUACCUCAUAUAACCAAUCUGGGAUGUUAAUAAUCAUGACCUGAGUUAUGAUUGAUAGCCUUUUUAUCUCCACCAUCUCCUGUACCGAGACCUGAAAGCUAUUAUUGAGCUUUUCAGCUUCGUACUUCCCAUCUACUUCAAAUAGAAUAGCACCAGCUCUGAUUCUACAGACUGCUCCUAUCAUAACAUUAAUUUCAGUCCAUUUAACAUCAGCGAUGACGUGCUUCAUGAUACCAGCGUACGAUAACCUCUUCACCAAGAUGACACCACCUCAGUUUUAGGGCACACUUCCUGACCAGGUCGAUGGGAUUGAAGCGAUUGCUUCUUUUACCAAACUGCCAAACUAUAUACCGAACUAAGCUUACCUAACCUAACCUAACACUGCAUUUUUGCAUUUAUUACGUUGCUUAAUUAGUCUACCUAACCUACUGACUUUCUUUCAUCCAUAUUUUAUGUAUAUUUGAUAAUUUUACUUUAUGUGGUUAUCAUAAAUUAUUAUCAUGUAUUAUAUAUUAUAUUAAUUUUAAAUAAAUUUAUAAUUAUGAUUAGUUUUGAAUUAAAUAAACACACCAGAAAUCUUUAACUCCUAUUUUAAUUACAAUUACGGAUUCCGAAGACUCGGAUUAUCCAACUUUAGCAAACACUGAUUUUUCGAUUUUUCACACCACUUGUUGUUGUACAAUCGUCAAGCACUGAAGGCUGAAUCAUCAAAAAAUAUAAAAAGACCGUUUAAAUUCUAAAAGAUCUCAUUGUUUCUAAACUCUAUUACUUAUUAUUUUUUACUUUAAUUAUGUCCGAUAGUAGCUAAUAUAUUAAACAAUUAAUAAACUGUAGACAUGUUUUUUAAAUAUGUUGAGCUGGUACGACUUAGAUAAUUUAUUAAUAAUAGAUAAUACAUUUUGAAUACAUUUAAAUGUAUAUUAUCAAAAGAAGUUAAUUAUUUAAUUAAUAUCUACAUAAUAAUUGAAAUGCGUAAUUAUCAAAAUAAUUAAUUAUACUUUAGGAAUGCCUGAAAAAGAAUUCAAUUAUUCUAUUUAUAAAACACAACGAAUAGAAUUUUGUAAGUAAUUUAUGAUUUUAAAAACAUUAUAUUACAGUAUACCAUACAUCGUAAUAAUACUAAUUUCGAGAUAAAACGUUUUUUCGUCACAAAGUUUUGAUAUGUUCAUAAACGCACACUAUGGUAUUAUCAUCUAUCAGGUACUUAAGUUAUUACAAAAUUGGUAUGAUUUGAUCUUUAACUUAGCAUGCUAAACAUUUGUGAAAUCAGAUAGGUUUUAAAUUUUCUAGUCAUGGGCACCAAUCCUCCUAUUGGUGUCUAUGAAACAGAACAUUUAUCCACUGAAAUAAAUAAUAGUAUUAAAACUUUAUUUGGCAUAUAUUUUAAGCUUAUAUUUUUAUUUAGCCCCUCCCCUCAAUUUUAACUUGGGUGACCAUGAACAUUGGUUCACAUAGGGGGGGCUUGUGUUCCGAAAAACUCAACCAAGCCCUCUUUCAAAUCAAAUCUUUGACCAGUAAAUACUAAGUAUAAAUAAUCAAUUUCAAUAAAAAUGAAACUUUGUGAGGGGUGGGAGCACACUCCCGAACCCCCCCCAAAAAAAAAAUGAAAAUAUUUGGGCUCUUUGAGCUUAUGAUUAUAGGUCUAGAAUUCUAGGUAAUAUACCUAUAGUAGUAUGAAAUAAUUAGAAAAUAAUUUAAACUUUUAUUAGCCAUACAACCAUAGAAUCUAGAAGGAAAUAAUUUGUUUAAAUUGUGUACAUAAUUGACAAAAGAAAUACAUAAAUCAAUUCUUUCAUUAUUAAAAUAUAAUUUACCUAGAUAGGUAGAAUAGUCGAAAUAAUUCAUCCUUCGUGGUUGAUUUUAAACGGUGGUGCAGUCUUCCUGAUAAAGAGAGCAAAAAAAAUCCACACCAUGACCCACCUAUUGCGUACCCCUGGCUACACCACUGGUUUAAAGUUAAUUACAGAAUAUUUUAAUUUGUUUUAAAAGUAUUAUUAAAAAAAAAAUAAAAUCUUUAAUUAUUAAUUUAUAAAUGGUGUAUGUCAUUUUUAUUAAUUUAGGUAUAAUACUAUACCAAAAAAAAAAUAUAUUUAAUCCAUAAUUUGUGUAUAGGUAUAUACAUACCUAUAGUAUUAUACAUAAGAAAAUACGUUGUAUAAUUAUACAUAAAUAAUCAAAAAUGAACACGCAUCAUUUUAAAUAAAUUAAAAUUUAUAUUAUUUUUCAAGGUGAAAAUUAUUACUACUCCAAAAACGAACACUGUGAGAUUAAUUUACCUGCAAAACUUGAAAUUGAAUUUGGUUUUAAUUUUGGUUUAUGGCUUUUGAUUUUUUCGGCUUUCACAUAUUUCAGCUUCGAUUUUGAUUAAAUAACGUUUAACACUGUUUUUCAAUCAUCAUUAUGGUUUAAAUAUCGGUUAUAAUUUUUUCCGGUUUCAGUUUUGGUUUUAAAAAUCAUUUUUUAUAUUUUCUUAUUUAAAUUUUGAUUUUGUAAAAUCAGUGUUAAUUUAUUUCCGAUCUCAAUUUCGGUUUUAUUUUUGUUUAUAUUUAGAUUUAAGUUUUAAAAACUAGUAUUUAUUUUUUUUAGUUUGUUACGUUGAAAAAAAAACACCGGGUUUUUUAUUUGUUGAUGGUUAUUUAUUACGUUUAUUUUUUUUUAACAAAUUUUAUCCUUACAAUUUUUGAGAUUUUUUUAACCAAAUACUAUACUCAAUGAGGGUAUACAAUAAAAAUACAACAAAACAAAAAUAAUAAUAACAAUACACAAAUACACAGUGACGUGAACAUUACACGGGUAUAUGUAGACUUUUUCAAUAACACUAAGUAUGGGCUAGUAACGUAUGUUACCAAAAAAUACCUCUCACAAUACCGACAGUGGCCUACGUGCUAUCAUCGGUAUGCUACAGGUUUCUUUGUAGCACUGGACUACAGCUGUCCACAAAUUGCUCUGGCUUCUUUCUUCGGACUGCACUACACCGAAUUGCUCUUGAGUACUGCGGUUUAAAUGGUACUGUGGCGAAAAAUUAACCAAAAAAAUGGGGUGAGAAAACUUAGUGAAUCACCCUGUAUACAAUGACAUUAAUAAAAUUCUGAGAAAAUUAAAUCCUCGACUUUACAGUUUAUUCUAUACAUUGUAAUUUUGUUUAGAUAUUAAUAAACAAAUGGUAAUAUUUAGAGAAUCAAUAGACAAACUGGUAUUAUGUUUAGGUAAGUUGCAUAAUAUUUAUAUUGUAAGUAGAUUCCUAUUAUAAAUAACCAGAAAUCAAUGAUAAUUAAUUGAAAAUUAUUAAUAAAUGUUUGAAAUUGAAAAAAAAUAGUAAUUAUAAUAAAAUGAAUCAAAUUAGGGCUAGACUGGCCCAGUAGCCUACUGACCUAAAUGAUAAUAGAUCGUUGCCAUUGGUUGAGUUGUGGACAGAUGCCUUGUAAGUGGUAUUAUUAAAUAUUUAUACGAUAUACAUUAUACAUAAAUAUAGAGUUAUUAGACGUAAAAAGAGAUAAUGAAAUAGAAUCUACUCACAUUUAAUUAUGUAAAAUAAAUGGAAAUGUUUAAUUAAAUUAAAAUGAUAUCAUCAAUAACACAUUAUUGAUAAUGUAACAAAAUAUUAUGUAUACAUUUAUUUAUUAAUUUAAUUUCAUUUAAAUUAAAAAUUUCCAUUUUUUACAUAAUUAUACAUAUAUGUUACAGGCAAAACCCGAAAUUUGGCAAAUCUCAAAAAUGCCCUGGCAAAACGCGAAGUGUCCACGAUACUUGCGCAAAACAUCAAAUUUCGGCUUUUGCUCGGAAAAACCUGUAGUUGUGACCAACCUCAUUCAGGAAAAUCUGUAAUGUCUAUCGAUAUAUUUGAUUAAAAACAUAUUUUACAUAUUAUAUUAACAAAAAUUAUUCAAAACUACAACAAAAAAAUAUUAAUUUUAAAUAUUGUUCAUAUUAGGUACAUUGAUAAAAAUUAUUUAAAAUUACAAAAAAAAUAUAUUAAAAUUAAAUAUUACAUAUUCGUUUAGUUUUUGCUACACAUAUUUGAACUAUGGCAUUUUGAACUACAAAUAAUAUGUUGUUUUUCAUAUUUGCAUCUUCUUAUAGUACACUUCAUUUUGCAAGAGCAAAAAACAAACCCUUGUCCCCCAGUUAAUAAAUUUUUAAUACUCGCUGUUCUCAAUGAUAUUUCGGUAUUUGGUACAUCUUUGCUAGUAAUAAAUUGAUCCUUACACUGAAAUAUUUGAUUUCUUGCAUAUAGUAAUGAACAAAUUCCAUUUUUGUUCCUAUUUUAUAGUAUCCAUCGUCAAUAAUACUUAAUUUAACACCCAACAUCUUAGGCACAACUAGACCACCAACCUUGGGGUUGCUAAAAUUGUAGACACAUCGUACACCCACAGAGACAAUGCACCCACAAUACACUUUACACGAUAUUUAUAAUAAAUAACCACACAUUUUAUUUACAAUUAUUUAUAAAAAUAUGUAUCAAAACAUUUUUAACUGUCUUCGUAAGUAAUUUGUAUUUUGUUCUGCUUAUUUAUGAAAUACACGGAUAAAAUAUUUAGUUUAUGCUAUAAGACAACGUAUUGGGUACUUUUAUGAGUGCUAAUUUUAAACUUGGGGAUGCUAAAGAUCCUCUAGUACCUCUAAACCCCUAAGAUUAGUUUUGUGAAUGUUAUUGAAUCCUAGUCAUUUUACAAAAACUUUUUGUCCUUUGGUACGAAUCACUUUUCCAACAAAAUAGUUAUUUGGAAACUUUGUUUUAUUUAAUUCCUCACUAGAAAAAUAGUCAAUGACUGCAUUCCGUGUAUAGUUUUCUGAAUAAACGUCGUAAAAAUGUUUUAUUAAUUUUUACAAUAGUGAAUAUCUCUGUUCACAAAUUGGGUAAAUAGCCUUUCGUAAAUACGUUUUUCUGUAUUCUAAUAUGUACACUGUCACCUAUGCCGAAUUUGUUUUUCCUAACAUGUAUAUUAUCGUGAUUUAAUGUGACUAUUGCGGUAUUAUUGUCCGCCUAUAUAGGCGGAUAGGUGUCAUUCCAAUUAUUCUAUGUUUCAGAUCACAAAACUCUUGAAUCAUUACCGAUAAUAUCUAGCAGUUAUGAAUCCCCCUUGCAGUGAACUCCUUAUACAUAUUUUCUUUCAUUGUACGGUUGAAGCGCUCGGCGAUACGCCUCUCAGUAAUACAUUGAAUAUUUGUUCGAAUGUGUCGAAUGUUGUAUUAUAGAAUUAUUUUCCUUUAUCAACUUGUAACAACACGGGAGAACAAUUUAUUAAUAUUCUAGAUAUCGCAUCAGUGACUUAUUUCGACGUUUUUAAUUUUAAUAGUAUUGCCCAAUUGAAUUUCGUAAAACAGUUGAUAACACAUAUGAUAUAUUUAUUUUACUUCUAGUAUGGUAUUAUUUCGAUCAACUCGGCUUGUCAUAAAUCAUUUUUACCAUGUACAUUAAUUCAUUAUAGUAUUAUUAAUUUGAUUCUCCUAACACGUGGAAAAACGCCCCAUGAUGCCUAAACAUUUUACCUCUAUGAUUUGGACUCUCUUUUUUAAUUUUGUACCUUUUUUGAUUAUUAACCCUCCCCUCUUUCAAAUGGUAUAAGUGGCUAUUGAAUAAACCUAUAAUAUCAAGUUUUUUAAAUCCUACUUAGCACAUUAAAUCACCAGAUCACACAAAAUAAAAAACAGCAUAAAUAUGCAAUUAAGUAAUAUUAUAUAUUGAUAAAAAUGGUACAGAUACACAUUACAUUUAGAAUUAUCCUACUACUACUAUUUUUAGUAGUUACAGAUAAGUAUAUUAUUUUAGUAAAACCAUUUUCACUAAUUUCAACACAGUUAAUAAUAACAUAGUUGCAUUUAUAGUCAUCCACUUCUUCUCCGAUUGGACUUACAUAGACUUCAUACAUUAGGGUAAAAUCACAAAGUUUCCAUUACCAGUAACUGGUGAUUCGAUGUUUAAUUCGAUUACAAGUUCAUUACGUGACACUAAAUGGUAAGAAGAGUGAUUGGUGAAAACAAAAAAGCGGCCUUCCUUAAAGGAGUGUACGGCACUAAUGUUGUUCAUUAUUUAAAUAAACGACCACCCAAUAGGCACAACGACACGACACUUUAUGUACGCAAAUUACUUAGAAUUAACGGUGCAAGUUUAAGGAAAUUAAAGAAAGACCGGAGAAGACCCUAAAAGAUCUCACAAUAUACCAUCAAAGGAACCGACUAAAACAAAACCCAUCGAAAACACAAAUAUGUACAUUUCACUCUAAGAACCGAGAAGCAAAAUAAAACCUGCAUAUCAACUGGAAUAACUAAAUAUUAUAACACAGUAACAACCCUAAAUAUCUAGGGGUCUUCUUGAAUCGAAGCCUUACGUACAAAAUGCAUUGUGUAAAAACCCAAGGUAAGAUAUAAGUCAGGAAUAACAUCAUACGGAAGUUUAUUGUUAGUAAAUGGGAAGCUGACGCAAAGAUACUCCGUACGUCUGCGCUAGCUCUAUGUUUCUAGUACGUCAUCUCAUGCAUGGACAGAUACCACCACCAAAACGCUUGCGCUCUAGAAGUUUUCUAUACAACUGUGAACCACUAAGUAUUUCACCUCAGGAAGAGCGAAUCGGACUAUGGCAAGGAGAACUUCUUAUUACGGAUUUCCCCAAAAAUGAAAACCUCCCCACAGAUUACGAUCUCUAUAUGUACUGUGAAGCACGCUAAACAGAUUAAGAGUAGGUGUUGCUAGAACAAACGAUAAUUUAGUGAGAUGGGGUAUUCAGGAAGAUCAAUUUUGUAAGUGCGAACAGAUAUAGAUUGACGACCACAUUCUGCAGUGCAAUAGAGCCCCACAUAAAGUUGCAGAUCACAGAAACUUGAUGGUUCGUAAAACAAGAUGAAGAAGGGAAACUGUUGAAAACUGGAACGGCAAAGAGAUCUGUUAUGUUCGUCGACCAAACGAUAGAAGAAAAAGACAGAUUCGUUUUUGCAACUAAACGAGACGUCUUUAUACGAUUUUUUACUGUGCACAAUGGAUAAAAACUUUAAUGGAGAAUAUUUUCAAUAUUUUUUUUUAAAACACUUUAUUUCAUGUUUUAAUUCAGUUAUUUCUUCUGUUAAUUCUGUUUUUCUCUUCCUUAUUUCUUUUUCCUUAUUUUAAAUAAACUCAGGAAUAAGCGCAUAGUCCACAAAAAAAAUGAUGCAUUUUGGAAAAUGACUUAACUAAAAUGUUUACUAAAACUUCGCCGAUUGAUCAUUGAAUUGUUAUAGACUGAAAUGUUUAUUAAAUAAUAGUAUGGCGUGUUUAUUGAACGGAUGUUUCAGGACUGAAACUUGCAAAUAAUUUACCUUAUACCGUUAUGAAAAGUACAAUUUAAUAAAACCAGUUUAAAAAGACGGAAAUACUUCGCACGUGGGUGGGCCACUGUUGUAGACGAAAAGUUGAAAAGGUAGUAAAGGAGAAAUUUAAUGUAUAUUAGUACGUACAUAACGAUAAACCAUUGCUAACGAAAAAAUAAUUCUGAGUGAAAUACAGUUGAUAGUGUUGCUAUGUCAACAAUAUAUAUGUCAUAUUAUGGAAAUAUAAUUUAAUAGGCAUUAUAUAUUUCCUUUUAUAUUGUACAAAUUUUCCGGUUUUUCCUACGUUUUUUCCAUUUAAAAUCAAAAAAUUGCAUCCAUAAAGCACAUUCCUAGUGCGAUUUCCUUUUAGAAAAGGUACUACACUUAAAAAUAGAAAUAAGAUUUCUGGUAGAAAAGUUGUUAACAGAAAAAAAAAAAUACAAAAUAUAAACAUCAGUGUAAAACCAUAAGUUCAUUUAGUUUCUUUUUCUCUACUCAGUAUCUAAAACACGAGAAAAUAAAUUAUUAGUUGUAUUAUUAAAAAUAAAGAGGCCGAAUUUGCACGGAACAUAUUGCUGCACCGUAGAAAGUGCAAAAAAAAUAAAAAAAAGAUUUUUAGGUUCAUGCGGCGUUUUGCUUCGUAAUAGAAGGAACAAAUUAAUACUAAUAAUUUAGUGAAAGUUUUUCGUGACCGUUCAUACAUUUAAAAUACGAGGUCGCAUUUGGACAUUUCGAAUAGGUUUUAAAAUUCACAGCUGAUAUAUGUAUUUUCCAUCACCUUUUAAAUUCUGAGUGAAGUGAGGUAUGUAUUGGUUUUACAUUGAUGUUUAUAAUUUUUUUUUUUUUGGACAACUCUACCAACAAUUUUUGUUCAGAUUUACAAUGAUAUCACGUUUCCUGAAAGGAAAUCUGACUCUGCACUUUAAGGAGGUCAUUUUUUGAUUUUUCCAGUAGUUGGUAAAAAUGGAAAAAACCGGGAAAAUAGGUAAAAUAUUAAAUAAAUAUUAUUAAAGAAAAUAUAUAAUGCAUAUUUAUAUUACCAUAAAUGACAUAAAGAAAACAUUUGUAGAAAAAGAAGCACUAUUAAUUCCACAAAAAAUCUUUUUUGUUAGCAAUCUUUAAUCGUUGCGUACAAACAUACAUUAAAUUUCUCCUCUACCUUCCCAACUUCUCACCUAUAACAGUGACCCACUCACGUACGAAGUGUGUCUGUCUUUUUUAACCUUAAAUUCCAUCGAUUAUUACAUGAGCGCUCGUUUGUAUCAGUAUACAUUUGUACGGGUCUAGAUAGUGAUUUUUUCCCGCGUUUCCCAUGUAUUAUUCUGAUUUUUCACAUUAUCUGGGCAAACUCCUAAGAAAAUCGAAAAAUUUACUUAUUUAAAGUACCUCCCUAAUAAAAUUAUCUUUCAGAAAAGGUGCUACACGUAGAAAUCCGAGCAAGUAUUCUGGUAGAAAAGUUGUGAACAGAUAAAAAAAAAUAAUAUUAAUAAACUUCCUCGUCCCACUCAGAAUCUAAAAGUAAAAAUAGUAAGACCAGGAAUAUGCACGUUAUUUUAACUUAUUAUUCAAAAAUUAAAAAUCAAGAAAGUCUAAAAUGAUGACGUGCUAACCCCAAUUGGAUAAGCGGUUUUUAUAAAUAUUAAAAUGAAUAUUUGAAAUAACUUUUCAGCAAAAAAAAUAAUAAUAAUUUCCCGAUAUUAUAAACCCUAUAUUUUUUACUUAAUAAAAUAUUUAAACAAGUAUCAUAUAAUUUUUUCCAGGUAUAAUACGUGAUAACCAGUUUUUAGGUAGGAUAGAUUAUUAAAAUUUAAUAUUGUUAUUUUUAUGAUGUUUAUGUCAAUAUAUGCAAACCCGCAUCCUAUUUAUAACAAUAAAUAAAUAAUCACUUGACUUAAUUAUAUGGCUGCAUUCAAAUUGAAUACCACCUCUUACAAAUGUCUAUCUGAAUUGCAUGCCAUUUAUAGUUUUACUCAUACCAACUUAAUAUUUUUAUUUUAGAUUUUUCAAAAACCGAAAAAUAAAGUCAAUCAAAAUACAGUUUAAAAAUAUUUAUUUGUGUUUAUUCAUAAAAAUGCAUAGAUUUUAUUUAGAUACACAUUUGUCAACUUUUAUUCAUUAACUUUUAUUUACAAUAUGUAAUCAAUAAGCACAUAUAGCGUUGGGGAUGACAAUAUAGACGAUAUUAUACAUAAAAUGAAAACAGUAAAAUAAUAUUUUGAUAUGGCAUUAUAGUAGUCAUAAAAUUAAAACAUUUAUAAAUUUAGUGUAAACUUGAAAACUGAAAUAUUUUUAACCGCACCAGUUCAAGUUUCUACUAUUAGUUCCAACUACAUAAAAAAAGUCGGAAGGUAAAUGUUACUUUAAUUUAAUUUAAAUUCAAUAAUAGUUAAAAAGUAGGUGAAUUUAUGACCAAAUAAAUGUGGUACAAAAAAUAUAAAAUAUAUAUAUAUAUAUAUAAUAGUGUGCAAUUCAGAUACACCAAAUUAUGUAUAAUCUAAUUAUAAUCUAUAAGUUUUAAAAAUUGUAUGUACCAAUAUACCUAAAUUAAGCUUAAAAUAUUUUAUACAGAUCUUAUAAAAUUAUUUUUUACAGAGAUAUUAAGAGACAAUUUAAGUAAGUUUGUCUGUUAAAAUAAAUCCCAAUUAAUUGAUAAUCAUAAUACUUUAGAAUAAAAUAAUACUAUUAAAGUUCAAUUGUUCUAGCCAACGUUAUUUCAUUUAUUUUUAUAUUUAUUUCAUUAAUUUGUAUAACAAUAAUAAAUUAUCGAUGUAAUAAUAAUAAUAAUUAAUAAACAAAUAUGUAAAUAAAUUUAAAAUUACAGACCCUUACUUAAUAGCUAUACCAGAUAAGAAUAUUAGUAAGUCAUUUAUUUUAUAAUAAUGUAUAUAUUUAUGCAUUUAAUUCUGUCAUAGGACAUUUCAUGUAUUUCAAGAAUAAUUAAGUAGAUAUAAAUGAUAGUAGACUAACUUAAAAUAUAAAAUUAGACAGAAAUAAAGAUACAGUAAAAAUUAUAAUUGAAAUAAUAAUUUAUCUUGCAAAGUAUUCCAUUUUAUGGACAUGACGAAAAUGUUAUAUCGUUGAAUUGAGGAAACUAUUUGCAAAAAAGGUUUUAUUCUGAUCAAAUACCUUUAAGAAUGAAAACAAUUUCCACCACCCACUAGACAUCAUAUUAUCGUUCACUAUAUGUAAUUUUUUCAAAGUUCAAAAAUAUUAUUUCAACUCUCAACGAUUUUCAAAAUCAGUUUAUCGAUUGUGUAGUUCUACAGCUUGUAAUUUACUAAAAAUCGUUAUUUUUUUAAGUUUUGUUAAUGAUAAAGAAAUAACGGUUUUUAGUAAAUUACAAGCUGUAGAACUUUUGUUAAUGAUAUGUUUUUAAUGACCAAAACGUUUGAUGUUACUACUUCACUAUCGACAUACUUACAAACUCCGUCAAAUGAUUACAUUAUAACAUUAACAAUUGUUGAUAUGCAGGAGAAAGAUUAUGAAAAUUGUAAACACAAGUUUCAGCUGACACUAUUUUACAAGAAUCAAAAGAGUUUUGAGUUAAAAAUGAACUCGAUGAAGUCAAAUUUCCUGUAAUUAGAUAAAGGAAACGGAAAAGAAUGAAUGACGAGAAUACUUCUGAUGAAAUUACAUAUAGUCCAGUCAAUUACUUUAGAACAAAUGUUUAUUUUUUUUUUGUAUUGAUCAAAUUAGAGUUUCUUUAACAACACGGUUUAAAGAUGCUAGAGAAAUUCUUAAAGAUUUAGAUUUUUAUCAUACGAGAGAUUCUUAAAAGUAAGCAAUGAAAAUAUAGUGCCUAAAGAUACCUCUGACUCCCUUAAAAUUGUGGAUUCCUAAAAUAGAUAAACAUUCAAUAGAAUAAAAUAUAGACAUUUUUAUUUGAGUCUUAUGAAAUUACAAUAGAGUUUUUAUUUCCUGAAAUUUUACACGAUGGAAGUAUAUUGUUUAGUGAGUUAAAAAAUGAUGAAUGAUGAUUCCGAAAUGUUUAGCAAAAUAAACGACGAAGAUAAAUUACAUAAUAAUUUUGAAAAAAUAGUACCUUCUUCUCAAAUAUUUGAACUAAUUUUAAGUUAACCUCAUCAUUUUCUAACUUAAAUAUCGCUUACAAUUUAUUAUGCUUAAUACCAGAUACUUCAGUUUCUAGUUAACGGUCCUUUUCAAAAGUUAAACUUGUUAAGAUCCGUUUACGUUGAACUAUUGGACAAGAAAGAUUAAAAAAUGUAUUGCUUUUUUCUUGUGAAAAAGAUCUUUCUGGUAAAAUUAAUAUUAAAGAAAUAAUUGGCACUUUAACAAACACAUCAGCUUCGUUAAAAAAAAAAUGAUAUGUUUGCAUAAUAUUUUUUAUCGAUUGCAAUAAAUAUAAACAAUUUUAUAUAACUAUUAUUUAUGUAUAAUUUUAAUUUAAAAUUGUUAUUAUUGUUGUGUACUUACUAGUUAUUUUAGUUAGAAACUAAAAUAUAAAGUUUACAAAGAUAUUUAUGAUAAUUAUUUUUUUUUUUUUUUAUUGCCCAGAUAUUUUAAUAUAAACUUACUAUUAAUUACUAAUUGUAAUUAGUAGCAGUUAAUAGUAAUUAAUAAUGCAAUUACCGUAUUUAAAAUAAAGUUGUGUGCAUAUUGUACAAUACAUAUGGUUAAUGGGUACGUAGGAGUAAAGGGGUGGUAAAUAGCAGGUAAAAAAAAGUCCAAUUAAAUAUUUCACUUCGCUACGCCACUUGGUAAUGCAAUUAUGCAACUGAUUACUGAUUGUGUUAAUUAUGAAUAGAAUAUUAACUAUAUAUUUUUUUUUCAGUAAAAUAUGAAGUUAUACAAAGUGAAUUUGGUAUGUAAUAUAAUAUAUCACAUUAUUAUUAUAACUAGUACUCGGAAGUUUUAGGAGCUAAAAGAGGCAAAAUAUGUAUGCAAAUAUGCACGAAAAAGUGGUAAAAUAUGCAUGAAGAAAUGUUAAAUAUGCAAAAAAUGUAAUAAAUACACAAACAAUUAUUCAGUUUAUUAUUCAAUAUCAUAUCACUAACCUUUUCAGUGGGGCCCAUUAUAUUUUCGAAGAAAUAAACAAUAAUAAUAAUAUAGUAAUAAUAAUAAUAAUAUUAAUAAGAAUAAUAAUAAUAAUAUAAUGCCAUUAUUAAUAUGCACAAAACAAAGAAAAAUUAAUUACGAAUAGCACCAUUAUCGUUAAAUUAAUAAUAAUGGAUUGAGACAGUGAGAAAUAACAAAAAAAGACUACGUUAAAUAAUAUUGAGUUUUAAAUUUGAUACUGUUUAAAAUAAAUUGGUAAAGAAAGGAAAAAAUCAAUUCUUUAGAAAAUAUUAAAUAUCCAUACAAAUAUGCGAAUAUCAAUGAAAAUCGACGAAUUAUGCACUUUUUUCUAAAAUUAACGAAAUACGAGGUAUGACUAUUAAAUAACGAGACUGCUCGCCUAGAAGGCGCCCUAGAUGGGUAGUGAAAAAAACGAGUAAUGCUUUGGGUAUCUAGAUAUCUUAUCUAUGCACGUACCAAAACACGUUUUCGUUACUAUUAUAGUAUUUGUGCAGUAGUUGUUUGAAACGAACGUGUUUUUUUCUCGUGCCGAAAAACAGGAGCAACGUAUCAAUCUCAAAUUUCUCGUUAAAUUGAAAAAAACCCCGACCGAGUGCUAUAAAUUGUUGCAAGAGGCCUAUGGAGGCAAUUCUCUAUCUCGUGCACGUGUUUUUGAGUGGUAUAAGCGCUUCAGUGAGGGCCGAGAGAGCACUGAAGAUGACCAGCGCCCAGGUCGCCCUGUCACUGUUUCAACUCCGGAAACAGUGACCAAAAUCAACCAAAUUGUGCGUGCAGAUCGCCGAAUGAGCAUCCGGAUGAUUGCCGAGGCUGUAAACGCCGAUAAAGAAACGGUUAGAAAAAUUUUACAUGAGGAAUUACAUAUGACAAAAGNGCGUCAACAGGUCUGCUCAGAUUUCCUUGAAAAGUUAAAAGAAGAUCCCGGACUGAUGAAAAACAUUAUAACUUGCGACGAAACAUGGAUUUUUCAAUACGAUGUUGAAACAAAGCGACAAUCGAUGCAUUGGAAGACACCUGAAUCGCCCAGAAUCAAAAAAGCAAGGAUGUCCAAAUCAAAAUUUAAGGCAAUGUUGAUCGUUUUUUUUGACAUUAACGGUAUCGUGAUGACUGAAUGGGUUCCAGAGGGUCAGACUGUCAACCAGAUUUACUAUUUAUCAGUUUUGGCAACACUGCGAGAAAGAGUUCGUAAGAAACGGCCCGAGUUGUGGAAGAACAACUCGUGGAUUUUGCACCAGGACAACGCAUCUGCCCAUAACGCGCUAUCUGUGAAGCAGUAUUUGGCUGGUAAGCGCACUCCAGUGCUCGAACACGCGCCGUACUUGCCAGAUUUGGCACCGUGCGACUUUUUUUUGUUUUCAAAGAUAAAAUCUGCUUUGAACGGGACCCGAUUUGAGUCGAUGGAAGCGGUAAAGCAAAAAACGGCAGAGCUCCUAAAGACCCUCACCAAAGAAGACUUCCAGCACUGCUUCGAUCAAUGAAAAAACGUACGGAAAGGUGUGUGGCGAGGGGAGGGGAGUAUAUUGAAGAGGAGCAUUUGAAUGUAGAAUAAUUUUUAUAAUAAAACACUUUUUCGUAACCAGUCUCGUUAUUUAAUAGCCACACCUCGUAUGUAAANAGCAUUUGAAUGUAGAAUAAUUUUUAUAAUAAAACACUUUUUCGUGGCCAGUCUCGUUAUUUAAUAGCCACACCUCGUAUGUAAAAUGUGUAUUUUAAAUGUCCAAUUUUUAAACUCUCCAUCAAGUAUUUCUAGCUUGGUCUGCUAUAAAUUCAGUGCAUACAAAAAUAUAUGCAACUCCUAUAACUUUCGAGCCUUAAUUUAUUAUAUUUAGUAGGAUACAUAAGAUACUAAUCAGGAUAUACAUUUAACGUACCUAUUUUUAAGGUUUUUAUUUUUUUUCCCCAUGUACCUAUUACGCUAUUUUCUAUUUAUGAUGUUCAUAUUAAUUGUAGGUUUAAUAAUAUUUUUUUUUUUUGUUAUAGAUUUAUAUCAGUCAUAGACUAGCUAUAAACGUUAACUACAUUAAAAUAAUUUUAAGUACUUAUGUACUACUUAUAUUAUUGUUUUAUGUUUAUUUUAGAUUACCAUACAAUUGAAGAUACAAUAAAUAGUAAAUUAUGUAUGUCGACAUAUCGUAUUAAGUAUAGUAAUCUAUUAUACUUGGAUAUUUUUUCAUUUAAAAAUAUUACAAAACCCUAUAAUAAGGAAUUAGAAUAAUUAGUUUUAAAUAAUGUAAUAAAUACUUACGAAAAUGGCUGGCCCAAAAAUAUUUACUGGUUGCAUUCUAAUACAUUCUAGUUGCGUCCCGGUUUAGCUAAAGUGACUGCGACCAGUUUUGGACCACUCUCGGUGACUAUAUUUAUAUUAGGGCUUACGAUUUCACGUGUACUUAAAUACACGGGUACACGUGUAAUUAUGAAACACGUCCAUUGAUCCAUGUAUUUAAUAAUACACGUGAUUUAAGGUGAAAAUUUGAUUUUUUUUAACGCUUAUAAAAAUAAGAUAUAGGUACCACUAAAUAUAUUUUUAUAUUUAAAGCGUAGCGUGGAAUAUAUUGGUUUUACAUGAUGUUUAUUUUUUUUGUAUUCUGUGUACAAGAUAUCUCCUAACUCCGACCUCUAAUCGAAAAGUUGCAAGAGACCUUUAUUGUUGCAUUUUGGUACGAGUUGGUACUUUUGGGAGGUCAUUUUAUUAAAUUACCAAUUAAUCAACAAAUAUUUUCAUAUAACCGUUAAAAAAUCAAUUUGCAAAAUAUUAUUUCAAAACUAAGUAUGACCAACAAACUAUGAUAUCGCGUAUAUAGUACAUCGUAACAAAAAUUAAAACAAGUAAACGUACCUUGUUAACUGAGAAUUUGUUGGCUUCAUAUUAUGGAGUAAUUUUAAAUGUCAACCUAAUGAUCACGUAGUCCCACAUAAAUAUUAUUUUUGUAAAUGAGUUGAUUUCCACAAUAUAGAUUAUUAUUAUCAUGAAUAAAUAAGCCGUUUGCAUUAUAAUAUUAUUAUCUUAUUAUCUUGUGUAAAAAAAAACCUUUUAUCCAAUGUAACAUUUACUGUAUAUGCUGGACAUAAAAUUUUAUUUGAAUUAAAAUUAUGUCAUUGAGUCUGAAUAUUAUUAUUCUACGUCACUGGACGUGGCCUUGCAACGGUCAAUGUCAAAAUCGCAAAUUAUUAAAUUGUCAAUACUCAUUAAUAAAUAUAUAAAUAAAUAAUUUCUUAGUAGAAAUAAAUUAUAGCAAAUGAAAUAAAUGUAUUAUUAUUUCAUUUAUUUCUACUUAAAUACACGUGUAAUAGUAAAUACACCCGUAGUUAUAAAUACACGAUUUAAUACACGUGUACUUAAAUACACGUCUAUCCGAGUACCUGUAUAUUUUAAAUACCCGUAGGAUAUCAUAAGCCCUAGUUUAUAUGCAUCCAUUAAAUCGAAAUUAAUUUAUUCGUAUUGGAUAAAUUUGAAUUAGGGUACAAGUAUACAUGCACGUCUUAAACCGUAUUAGUAUAAUACACUGUCAUUAAACCAAUUUAUGUUGCAACGUUUAAAUGAACAGUUUAAAUUGAUUUACCUUCAUUCGAAUUUAUAAUGUCAUAAAGAAAUAAAAAAACGAAUAUUAUUACAACUUUAAUUCUUCAAUAACUGAUAACGUUUAUUAAUAUACCUGUCGUCCCAAGUACCUACCGCAACCCUGAUUCAGUUGCUGUAGAUAGCCUAUAUACGAAGAGAGUGACCAACUCGCUAAUGCCGUCUGAUUGACCUUUUGAUAUGGACCGUUCAUCAGUGUUGCACUACGAAAAAUAUUCCUAAAUUAUCUUAUACAAUCGUCUUUAAACUCAACAUUUCUCGUAACAUGUAUUUUAUUUAAUUUUAAAUUGUAUUAAGUGAAUGUUCACGUAAAGUCAAUACGUUUAUGAACAUUCGCUACUUCUAUUUCAUACUAGGGAUGAGAAUAGGGCGAAUCUGAAGGUUGUUAAAGGGGGGAGGCGAAUUUAAAUAUUUAUUAUGUAUAUCUGUAUAAUACCUAUAUCAAAUAUAUCAAAUAAAUCUGUAAAAAAAGAGCCGAUACUGAGGACGGAUGCAGUCACUAUUAAAGAUAGGAAGUUAAGAUGGUAGAAUACAUAAAGUUAUUUAAUUUAUAUCUGUAAGCAACAAUAAACCAUUCCUAACGUACAAUAAUUCAGAGCGAGGUUCUAUGAGAAAAAAUAUGCUGAUCUUAAAACGUUUAUGAAAAAAUAAAACUAAUGCAUUAAACUCAAAUCUACUACUACAGUUCUUAACACAACAACCUGGAAUUAAUUAUAUUAAGAUUUAAAAUAUUAAAACAGUAUGCAUCAUUUCAGCAUUGCAUUGAUAACUGUAAACACAAUAUUAAAUUAUAAUCAAUUAUUAUGUUAAGAUUUAAUAACAAUUUAUUUGAUUUUCAUAUAACUUCAAUGUGGACUGUAAAUGGCGACACACAUAAAAUCCUAAUGAAAACCGUUGGCCAUUCUCUUAUUAUACAGGCCCUCUAGGUUACUGUAGUGUGAUCCGUUUACGUGCAUUUUGUACUGUCGUAGUUAUUUCCAUUGCGUAUUUCAAAUGUGAAUUAACAAAACCAUUUUGAUCAAACCUAAUUAAAAUUAAGUUAACUAAUUCGAAUUGAGUCAAACUAGUUUUAGCUGUGCAUGUAACCAUAAUAUAUAACUUCAAUUGCUAUAAGAACAGUUUAAUUACGGUCACUCCACGACUAUUUAGGUUAAAAAUAUAUUAUUUGAUUUUUCUCAGUAUACAUGUUGUACUAACCAUUGAAUUAGUUGGUUAUUAUAUAUACUUGUGUUUGUAAAAUUAUAAAUUAUACCAUUGUUUCUAAUCAAAGGUUAUACUUAUAUGUUAUAUACUUCGAUACAAAACUUAAAUAGUUGAAUUUAUUAGGUCCAAACAAAAUUAUCACAAAAGUAUUUGGCUAUCUAUUGCAUAUAAUAUUAUUUCAGUUUGUUAUCUCUGUGGCCGAAUUUAACAUUUAAAAACAGUCGCUAUUGCCAUAAAUAAACCAUGCAAGCCGUUGAAACAUUCCGGCUGGGUAGCCUUUUUUAACGUAAAAUAUAUAAACUCGUGGGUUUAUAGGUAUUUAAAAUGUUGCCUUUUAUUUUGCACGAAUACAAUUCGAAUAUACAAGAUUUAAUAAUUAUAUAUUUAUUACAAUUUAAUAUUAUAAUCAAUCAUUAAGAGAUCGGACACGAAACGCGGUUUAUAAACUUAACUAAUUACGGAAGCACGAUAUAAUAUUAAUUAUUCUUGGAGGUGGGGGAGGGGUUAAGAAGUCAAAACCUCUUCCGAAAUGUUUUCCUAACUACAUUUUUUAAAUCAAGUUUUAUAGUCAACAACAUAAUAUAUUAUAUCACAAAAUAAAAUACAAUUUAAUUUCAUCAAAAAUCAUUUAUUCCGUAAUAAUAGUGAUAGUACUGUACUUAUAUUUGCUAUUCCCUCUCCAGAAAAUUAUUAUAAACAGAAAACCUCCCGAAAAAAAUCUUGUGUACACUAAUGCUCGCGGGAAAUACAAUAUACUAUUUAAACCAGCGUAGGAAGAAUGUCGGGGUGACCUAGAUAGUGAUGAGGGGAGAAAAAGUAAUCAGUUGUUAGCGAGGCGCUUGGCCGUUGCCGGUAACGAUUGAGAGGUAUAGGCAGUUGCUAAUGGAGCAUGUGGCCGUUGCCGGUGAUGUGCUAGGAAGGAAAAAUCAGUUGCCGAUGAGGUGGUCUCAUACGGUGGUAGUGGAAAUUGCAUACGGUCGGGAUAGUCUUUAUGUCAUCUCGAUGUGUGCCGAUUCUCGAUCGCUCUUGAGUCAUUUCGCCAGUGGAAAGUCUAGUUUUAAGGGUUUAUCAAUCGAUUGUAUGAGAUUUGUUUAAAAUAUACAAAAAAAAUCUAUUUUUUAAUUUUUUUUCACAAAUAGGUUCCAAUCUUUCCGAAGCAGAUAAAACAAAAUUAUUAAUGUGCACAGGUAUGUUAUUUAAACAAUAUUAUUUUACGUAUGCCUUAGAGUAUGGUUGACGCCACCACGAUUAAGCUACAUCGUGUUGACAUUGUCUAAUUGUACACUGUAACGUGCCCACACACGUCUCCUGCAAGGGACACGUGCGAACCGUAUCCUGUGAUAGUCAUUACACGUGAAAUCCGCCUACCCGAUGCAGUAGGUCUAUAAAUAUAUAUAGCACCGAAAUAUAGUUUCGGCGCACGGACCUACACCAGCCGUAUUCUAAAUUUAAUGCAAAUAAAAAUAAUGUUAUGGGUGGGCCUAGGUUGUAACAUAAUAUAAUAUAUUACGCAUAUGUAAUUUUUAGUUUUCGCCAUCACAAAAAUCUGGCGAUAGCAAAAAAAUAUAUAUAGCAAUGACUAUGAAUUACGGGUUGAGGGGGUAACGGCAUAAGCAUAUAUAACACCACCCGAAACAUCGUCUAAUGAUUAAACUCUAAUCAGACGAGUCCACCACGAUCGAAUGCGAGCAAUUUCGCGUCAGUCUAUUUAUUGGACUUAUAUUAUUUAUUUGAGUUUUAUUUAUUAUACUAGUGUAUUUUUGUUAUUAAAAUCAGUUGGACAUAUUUUAAUUUGUGAAAAUUGUAUUAAUAUAGGAGUGGAAAUAUUAAUUAUUUGUAUACUAAAGUUGAAGUUUAAUUUAUUACAACAUUUUUCCUCUAAGUUUACAUCCUUACGUUUGGCCCAUUUUAAGACAUACACACACAUGAUACCUAUUUAGAUUUAGUAUAGUUUUAAAUGUUUUAAUCACGGUCUUAGGUUAUUAGGUCUGGCAUGUCAGCGUCGGAAGUGAUGCUCUUAAUGUCCCCUUCGAAGAGACCUAUUCAGGUGCAAAUAGUGCAAAUAAGACCGUGAUGUAAACUCCAGCCGUGGGUCCCACUCUAGUGAUACGCUCUAAUUACAAUUUAUGAUUAUAUGUUUAACACAGAUUACCAUGGUUAAUGCAUAAAAGUUUAUAAGGUUCCUACAAGUGUAAAAAUUAUUAACAGCAUAUUCCAUAUUGAAACAUCCAAAAUAUGGAAACUGUACGGUAGAAAAAGAUAAUCUUAGAGAAAAUUGUUCUAAAAUAUCUUGCAUAAAAAUUAUAUAUGCCAGUAAUUAUUUAUUAUUAUUGAACAUAGAAUUGAAUGAUUUUAUGAUUUAAGUUAUCCAAGUUUAUUGUGUUGUAAUUAAAUUAAGAUAUCCUGGUUUAUAUUUGAAAGCUAAUACAACAUAGUGCAGUCGAAAAUUUUUGAAUUAAUCUUCAAAAUUUUAACUUAAACCAUAAAAUCAUUCAAUAUCAUUCAAUACUUACGUUUUAAUAUAUCCAGUCCGUGCUGCUAACUAACAAAUUAAACAUAGAAGACAAAUAUUAUUAAUAUUUUUAACCACGGUUAUUUUAUAUUCAUAAUAAAUAAUGAUAUAAAUGGUUUAAAAAAAAUUUGUUGGCGUUUCUAUGCGUUAAUAAUAUUGGCGAUAAAUGACAUUUUCAUAUGUUGAUUUAAAGAUAAUUAAUUUUAUAAAUCUGACUACACUGUAUAAAGGCACCUGACGUAAUACCACCAAAUAAAGGUGGCUACACACGUAACGGUAGUUGACACUAUAUUACACUUAAAACGUGAGGGUUAUAGCCCCCAAGCCAACUACCUAUUUUUUUUUUUUAAUGUGAACACUUUUUCUACCAGAAAGCAUACUCUGAUUAUUAAGUAUAGAAUCUUUUUUGAAGGGAAAUUUUCUCUGGGUGUUACUUUACAGAGGUCAUUUUUUGAAAUUCUCAUUAAUAUUCGAGAUAAUUAGAUAAUUUCGGGUUUUAGGUUAAAAAAGAUUGAAAAAUUAAAAAUAAGGUUGUCAUUGGCAACCAUUUUUAUUUAUUUUUGUUAUUGUUAAGUUUUUAUUAUUUUAAUAUUUUUUAAACAAUCAUUGUUAUCAUGGAAACUCAACAUUGUUGUAAUCAUUUUACCAUAGUAUGAUAUAACCCUAUAUUUUAUUAAUGACAAAGCAACACCAUCUACUGAACUCUGUUCAGAAUCAUCUUUUCAUUAGAAAUGGUUUUUUGUUGUUUACAAAUAUACAUUAAAUUCCCGUCUGUAUACUACCUUCUCAAUUUUCCACCUACAACAGUAGCUGCACCCACGUGCAAAUUAUAUCCGUCCUCUUUUUAUUUGACAGCAUAAUCAUUGUUUAUAAUAUAUAUAUACAAAUUACAUAAUGAAAAUUGUAUAAUGUAAAUAAAUAUUAAUGUUAAUUUACAACUGUUAAUACUAUAUAUUAUGUUUUAAACGUUUUUAAAUAAUUUGUAAGAUUAUAUUUGAUUAAAAUUUUUAAUCAAUAUUGAUGAAUUGUGUGUGUCAAAUAAUGAAAAAUGAUUGUUUACAUUUUCCAGUCACCAACAAAAGGGGGGUUCACUUCGAAGUUUGUAGUGAAAAUAGCUAUAAUUUUUGUCUUGUGUGAAAACGACAGGGGGGAGGGGUGGGUUGUCAGAUUGAAUUUAGCCAUACCUGACUCAGAAGUCUGCACACGCCUAUUUUGCAAGUUCAAAUACAGAUAUUAUUUUUGUAUGUAUAUAGAAUACGUAUUUAAACACGAGUACAGACACUUUUGAAAAACAUUCAUAAAUACUUCGAGGCAUUCAUUUUUAAAUAAACUAAUUUAAUACCAAUAUCCAAAAAGUAAAAAGUUGUUUAUACAAAAUUUGUUUUAUAUAUUAUUAUAAAACACUUUAUUUGAAUAGUAAAAUAUUUUAAGAAAUGUAAAAAAAAAAAAUAAUAAACACCAUUGUAAUACCAAUAUAUUCUUAUUAUGCCCCGAAUCUAAAAAUUUACUACAUUAAGCUAACGUUGCUUUUUCUAUGGAUUUUUUAGAAUUGAAAGAGAUAAAUUUAAAAAUUGGAAAAGUCGAUCUCAAAUAAACUUCACGACAAAUUUAAAUCUUCACUAGAUCAAUCAGUACGUUGGAAUUAAAACACUUCUAAAUCCCUGUAUCUCGCAUGUUUAAGACAAAAAUAGAAACAUGUCGUUUUCAGUUCCCUCAAUUUUAAAUUUUUCCGAAUAUCGUUGUAUAUUAAAUUAAAUGUAUAAACUUUAUCGGACAAACGACGUACAUAUAAUUUAUUUUGUAUUUAAGCUACCUACUUAAUGGUUCAAUCGAUUUCUUUGAUAUUUUAUUUCUACUUCCAUUACUGUUCCAUCUUUCAUCUCUAGCGUCUAGACAGUACUUAACAUAAUAACAUACAGAUGCAAUUUCCAUAGUUCUGAUUACAGCUACGCAUACCCUCUAGAUCGUACUUUUCGUAUUAUAAAUAAUAUGCCUAAUGCUGAUAUAUUUAUUAACUCUCUAUCAUAUUUUGCAAAUAAUGUAUUAAUGUAUUUAAUUAUUUUUGGAUUUUAACUAAUUAUUUUGUUAUUGUACAUUUUCUCUUUUUAAUAAUAUCUAAACUGUAUAAUUAUUCAAAUUUGUAUACUAUACGCUGUACUCUUGUGGUGUUGAAAUUCAUAUAAAUAAAUAAAUAUUUAUAUAUUUUAUUUAGGCGAAUUCGAAGAAAGUAUGGAAAAAUAUGUAAAGAAAAUAAGUCUGCAUGCUGGUGAGUUAUUUAAAAAUUGUAAUCUUUAUCUGUAUAUAAGAAUACAAUAUUGAUUACCGAUCAAAUAUAAAAAAAUGUGAAAGUUUUAAUAAAAUAAUAACUAUAUAUGAUGGUACACAAAGAUGUAAUCGAUGGCACACAAUACAAUUUUGCGAGCAUUUUAACAAAAGUGUCUACUGUCCACCAUGCCUAUAGAUAUAGAUGGUUGUAACCGUUACAUCCCUCCUGAAAUAAUAGGUAUGCAUGUAAGUGUUAUACACUAAUAAACACAAAUGAAGAUUGGAGUAAAUUUUAAUUUAAGUUCAGUAAUAAUUCAAAUUUUAGUACUUAUAGGUAUAUGGGUGUUACUAUGAAAUUUUAUUUCACACCUUUUAGGGUGAUUCUGUAUCACUAUCACCCACUUUUUAAAAAAAAAAAAUGGUUUAUACUUUUUGAGCAUCCUUGUAACAUCAAAAAUACACCAAUUAUCUACACCCAUCAUCCUUGGGAGCUUUAGUAACUUGGUAACUUUAGUAACGUCUGUGCGCCACUGCACUUACCUCAUGUUUGUAAACUAAAAAUUAUUUUGCUAUGCGUGUCAGGCGCAUACAACAGUAAUAUAAUAUAAACAAACUAUAUUUCUUUAUGACCCAAUAUGAGCGAUUCGUUUGGCACCCAUCUAAAGGUACUUAGGUACCUUUUUACUUUAAGGUGUGUUGAUGAAAUAACUUUCAUGUAUUUCAUAAAAUUACUCCUGGAAUUAAGACGUGAGAGGUGUAUACGUAUUUUCACUGAACAUAGGAUAUCGCGGGCCAGGAGAUUCAUUAUAAGUCAUGUUUUGUAGUAAAAAAAAAUUAUAAUAAUAAAGGGAAAUUUAAAGUAUUUGUACGAGACAAUUAAUCUUUGCUAACAGAAAACGAUUUUGAGCGAAUUUCGAUUAUACAUAUUUUAAAAGGCCGUAUUAUUUACGAUUUUAAAACUAUAUAUUAUUAUGUUUUAAUUUAUUAUAAAUAUAAAUAUUUAAUUUAAAUACAUUUCAUACGUUUUUCAUACUUUCUAUGGUGUCUUAUUAUCUCCAUUCCACAAAUACUUUGAGCGUUAAGGGUCUGGUCUCUUAGACGCAUAAAAUUGUAUAUGAAGUUGAUUUGCAGAUUAAAGAUAUAAGUCCUUCUUUAGCACUUGUGAUAUAUUUGAUGUUUAUCGAUACAAUUAUUUUAGAUGUAGAUUUUUAGACCUACCAGACAUUGUUAUACUAUAUAAAUAGUUGAUUGCUUCUAGAGUGUGGAAAAAUUAGUCUGUAAAAGAACACCAUUACUAUAGAUACCAUAUAGAAGUUUCAGCCGUAUCCCUUUUUUUGUAUAACAAAUAAAGAAAACUAUAGAUAUUUAACUAUCGAAUUAAAAUUUUUUUUUUUUUUUUUUAUUGAACUAACAAUAUAUAUACACAAUCUGUAUUUACACGUAAUACAAUAAGUAAAUGUGAUGUGGAGAUGAUUGGCAUGAGGGGGAAGUCGCCCAGUGGCGGCACCCUGUGAAAAGCGAUUUAAGAAGAGAGUAGGUCCCUACACCAGUUCCUUUUCAGGUGCCUGGUUGGAUUACCUGGAAUUUGUUGGAUGAAAGUUGGGGUUGGGUGAUUAUAGGAUUAGAGUGAGUACUGAAUGUUUUGUGCGUUUUUUUGUAGGUGAUUAUGGCAAAGCUGUUUAAGGUUGGGANACAAAUAGACUGGAAUGCCUGGAUUGUUCGAGUAUUAGAGGGUUUGGCUGAUCCCCAAAGUUGUAUGCCAUAGUACCACAUGGGUCUUAGGAGAGCCAUGUAUGCCAUGUAUUGUUCUUUUGGUUUUUAAUGUGAGCUUUGAGCGGAGUAAGGGUCUAAGAAGGUGGAGUCUUGAAUUGAGAGCUUUACGCUUGAUUUUUAAGUGGGGGCCCCAUGUAAGACGUUUAUCAAGAAUUAAACCUAAAUAAUUAGUUUGCAUGGAAGAUGGAAUUUGAGCAUUGCCGAUAUAGGUUGCGGGACAUUCUAAGGAUCGAAGUGUGAAUGUAAUUUGAGAGGAUUUUGAUGGAUUGACUUGAAUUUUCCAGUCAUGAAACCAGGUGUUUAGCACAGUUAGGUGGUUUUGGAAUUUUUGGGCAGCUUGGGCGGGAUCUUUGUCACAUCGUUCUUAUCGUCACAGUAGGCGCUUGCAUGGCUCAUCACACAAAACGUUUAGAGGUAGGUCACUGGUAAAGACGUUAAAAUUAAAAAAUAUUUUAACAAUACGCAUUUGACUUUACCAAAUUAUAUUGUUGAAAUAUACAGAAUGUCUCACGAAGUUGUACCCAUUGCAAUAUCUCCUGAGAUAAAGAUAACUAAAUUCUGUGUUUUUGGUUUUUUUUUUUAUUAUUAUCUACUAUAUUAUUAAUAUCAUUAUAGUUAACAUUGACUGUACACUUUUAUUUCUGAACUUCAAAAAAAUCAUGAAUUUAAUUAAAAUAUACAGUUGAAACCUCAAUAUGUUCAGAAGGUUUUAUAAACUAUAUAAAAUGACUAUCUUAAAAUUUUCCGAAAAUUAUAAAAUAGUAAGUUAUUUAUUGAUUUUUAAAUAAAAUAUAAAUUUAUUCAAAUAUAAAUAUCUGUAGUUCUUAUCUCUGUGAAUAAUAUAAAAAAUCAGAACUUGAAUAUCUAGGGAUAUUACAGUGGGUAUAUCUUCGUGAGACACUAUUAAUGUCAGCUAAUAAAGUUAAAUAAUUUUUAGACGCAACAGAUAAUGAAUCUAAAACUACAUUUGUUAAAACAAGUAAGUAUUAAAAGUUAUAAUAAUAAUAAAUCCAUUUUUUUACAUCCAUUAGUUUUUCCAAGUUAACAAUAGUUUUAAUUUUAGAUUCGGAGCGUAGCGAAGGAUCUAUUGGCUUUCCUUGAAAGUGUUUUUUUUUCUUUCUGUAAACAAAUUUUCUACCAAAAAUCUUACUUCGAAAUAUCAAGUAUAGCACUUUUUCUAAAAGAAAAUUUUGUUUAAUAGGUCCAUUAAAGAAAUAAUUUUUUGAUUUUCUGAAGAGUUUUCAAAAUUAUUGAUAAAAACCCGAAAGAAAAUUAUAAGUAAAAUGGCACGGAGCACCGCGGAGUUAUUGAUUUCAUAAUUUUUAAUUUGUAUAAACUACAAACUACUAUGAUUUUACCAGACAUUUUGCUUAAAUCAAAAAAUGAUAAACGAUCAAUUUUUUUCCUCUUAAUACAUAGUUAUUUAAAAAGAAAAUAGUUUUUUGAUAUUUGGUAGUUUUCAAAAUAAUUGGAAAAACCCAAAAAAGACGAAAAAUACGAUUUUUUAAAUUACAGCACAACAAUUUCAUUAUUUAAAAUUUGUAUGAUAUUUUCUACCAGAAAUCAAGAAUAACAUUUCCUUAAAAAACUUUUUUCCUAGUUUAUGAGUUAAAAAGUCAUUUGAUGAUUUUCCGUGUAGUUUUGAUAACUACUCGUAUUACGAAAAACCAGGAAAAAACUUAGAAAAUAUGGCGAAGUGUACUGUAUUUCGGUUUUUUAUUGUUACUUGGUUAAAAAUAAUUAUAGGUAACUGUAGUUUUCAAAAAAAUACUUACAUUGGCCUUUUAAACGUUUUAAAAUAUUCAUGCUAGUUUUAGACGAUUCAUAGAUUAUUGAUAUUUUCAUAUUUUUAUAUGUAUUUAUGUUAGUCAGGUAUAUGUUGUAGGCAGAGGUGGAUCUAAAGAAAAUUUAAGGGGGGAGGCGAAUUGAUAUCAUAACAUAAGUAUAAUUCAAGGAAUCUUAAACCAUGAAUGACAGGGAGAAGGGGGUGUAAAUUUCCAUUAUCACAUAAUUUCAUUAUUUUAUUCGUAUAUAAUUAUUAGCAUACUAACUCAUGAUAACUGAAUGAUACUAAAUCAAUUACGUCUACAUAAUAAUUUGCUGUAAUUAUAAAUUAAAAAUGUCAUUCAAAUGAAAACAAUCAAAUAUAUAUUUAAGUAGGUAUAAUAAAAAAAUAUUACGUAUACUUAUGUAACAGUAACAUACCUAUUUGAACACUAUAAUAUAUAAUAUAAUAAAUAAAAUUUAUAAUGACAACUUUAAUAUUAUUUUUUUUUUUCAAUCGCAAAUCUAUCUAUGUUUUUUCAACAAAUACAUUUCUAUCCCUGUGUACAUUAUGUAAUGCCAAUCCAGUCGAUUUAUUUUGCCCCAUGUAUGAUCUCAUCCAUGUUUUGAAUCUAAUAAAAUUUUAAGUAAAAAAUAAAUAUACUUAUAGCAUUUAUUUAAAGCAUUAAAGUAUAUAAUUAUUAGUUAGCUAUAAUAAUAUCGAGCCUUCAUAGGGCAUAAGCGACACUUUUGGCCUGAUUGACUUUUUGAUAUCAAAAAAUUCAGAAAAAUCAGCUUUAAAAAUGAUAAAAAUGUAUGAGCGACUAGUUCAUUAGAAAUGGUUGAUUUUUGCAUUAUUAAAUAUGACACAGUCUAACUCACAGACUUAUGAGACUUCAUACACCAUUGAUCAUACUCAUUAACGCUAUCGCGUUAUAGUGUUAUCACAAUAUAGCGGUCGUCGCCAAAGAAUUAUUGUGAUGGCUAAUAACAUAAUAUUGAUAAUAUUUAAUAAUAAGAUGGUUACCAAUUUUACCAAUAUACACAAUUACCAAUUCUUUCUUUAUCGUGAUAAAUAUGUCAUUUAGAUAUGAUAGAGUAUAUUACUAAUAUGAUUUAAAAUUAUAAGAUAAUAUGAAAAAAAUCAAUUGGAUACACGGAUAUUGUAUUUAUUGAAAACUAAUUUCCUAACCUUACGUCAAAUUAAUAGCAGGCCUCCAUAUAUUUGUAAUUUGUCUGAUAUAUACUAUUAAGCUACCAAUGGAGCUUGGAAAGAAAAUUCCAAAGAGGAGCAAUCCCUACGUUGCACCCUCGUCAAAUCCACCUCUGGUUGCCACAACGUCCGAUUUCAACAUAUAAAAAAGAGCUGAUACUGGGGACGAUUGCAGCCAUUGUUAUAGGCGGGAAGAUGGAAAAGUAGGGUACUUAAGGUUAUUUUAUUUAUAUCUGUAAGCAACGAUAAACCAUUGCUGACUAAAGAUGAUUCCAAGCGCAGCUCGUUAAUACAUAAUUUGAAGUGCCGUACAUUUUUUUGCGAUUUUCGUUUAAAUUUGAUAUCAAUAUACUAAUUAAAAAAAAAUAACAAAAAUAUGGCCUCUUGUCAUUUUUCAAUAACUGAUUUGUGCUAGAAAACGAGGUAGGUACUUAUUUAAAAUAACGAAAUCGCAAAAAAAAAACGUAUUUUUACCCGGUGAGUCGUUUUUAUUCCAAAUACUGUUUCGAAAAUCAAAAAAUAAUCUAUGUAUUUACCAAGUAGAUAAAAUUUACUUUCAGAAAAGGUGUUACACUUAUACGAGGGCUAAUCAAAAAUUAUCAAGACUGGUAGUAUCAUUCGGAAAAGGAGCAUCGAAGAGCAGUAGGAUUGGUAUCACUUGCUUCUAUGACUUUUUCUGAGUACAUUUGUUUUUAUUGCUUCUCUAUAAAAUUCUUCGGUUUGAUUUCACUGAUAUUUUUGUAAAAUAAAUUUUUCGAGUUUGGCGAUUUUAUAAUAAACCCAAAAGAAGAGUAACUUGACAGAUUUGGAGAUUUUAGAAAAUUUGUCUGCAUUUUUUUCCAGUUUCAGAGGGAUGCAACAUUUCAUGGUUUUUGCCAUUAAAUGUCAAUNUCAAAUCAAAACGAAGAAGUUUAUAGAGAUUUUAUACGAAUAGAUGUGCUCAGUAUAAGUCAUAGAAGCUAGGUUUACAAAUCGUUUUGCUCUUCAACGCUCGGUUUCCGAGUAAUAUUAUCAGUCUCAAUACUUUUUGAUUAGCCCUCGUAUAUCGGAGCCAGUUUUUUAGGAUAAAAGUGGUCUACAGAUAAAAAAAAAUAAAGUACCAUUGUAAAAAAAUUAAAAAGGAAAAAAUAUCGUCCGAUGAUGACCUGGGAUUCUAUGGGUGGGAUUCUAUAGCCCUGGUGGAUCUUGGGCGCCAAAACCCACAAUGAGUAAAAUCGAGAUGUUUCUAGAUAAAGAUAUUAUAGUUAUAGGGAUAGGGUUUUAGUAUCAUUAAUGUAGUGGUAUCCCUCUUGUCUUUCCUAUUAUCUAGCCGUUGAAUGAACUAGUUGGUUUUUCCACCCUUUCAAAUCGUUUCCCAGAUUACAAGAGUUUACCCUACCUGACUCUGUUCAUCGGCUUUAUGAACCGAUGGCUUCGUAUAUUUGUCUCCUUUUACUGGUAGUUUUUCGGUAUUUCUGUUAAUCGCCUUUUACCACGAAGAGGAAAAGUCCGUCUUAUUCUAAUUUGAGACUAAACAAGAUCUGCUCCCAGUAUAAGCUCUUCUUUUCUCAUUAAUUUUUUGUGGGCAAAACAUUAAUAUUGUUAUUUUUGCAGAUCUAUGGAUUAAAUUUGAAACUUUACAAAUAUUAGCAAGAAUUAUAGGUAGGUGCAAUAGCGUCUUUAAUAUUAUAUAUUAAAUUUGUUUUAGCGAGAAAUUUUAUGUUCAAUUUAAAUUUAUUUCUAUCACAAUACUUUUUAAAUUUGAUCCCGUAUCUGAUUGUGUUAUAAUAUUCUGAGCGUGAUACAACUUACAAACAAUUAAUUUGUUUAAAUUAUUAAUAUCAUAAUACAAGUAUAUUAUAAGACAAAGAUAGGUAACCAACGACUUUUUUAAAAUACGUUAUUAGUUUAUGCAUUUUAUUUUAAUUUAAUUUAAAAAGUCAAUCAUGCAUUCACAAAAUAAAGUUCUGAAAAUAAAUAAAUACAUAUUAAAAUAAUUUCAGAAGGAGAAUAUCAGAAUCAACUGAAUUUAAUUCAGAAAAUGUUUUACGGUAAUUAUUAAUUAAUACAUCAAACUGUUGUCAACUCAUAUUAUAAAACUAAUUGUUUAUCUAUGUAUUUAUUUAUUACAAUAUUAUUAAUCAUUAUGAGCCCUUUUAUAAACACUAUUAAAUAAAUUGCAAAAAAAAAAAAAAAUAAUAAAAAUAAAUUACAGAAAUGUGUUUGAGAAAGAUACAAUUUAUUUUUAACUUAAGGACAGGUUGAAUCAUUUGCACUUAUCUAUAGAAUGAUUCAUUAUUUAUGUUUUAAUUUUGGUUGAAGAAGCUGCAGCUCAAACCUGGCAAGCAUAUUUAAUUAAUGAUCGGAUUAUUGAGGUUGAGAGUAAGAUAUACGAAUUUAUUUGGAGGGUUGAUUUAUAAUUAACUAAUGUAUAAAGUAUGUUCAAGUUUAUUGGUGAGGUUUUUGUUUAAAUUAAUUUCCAAGUCAGUUUUUCGUCAAGAACACACCGAGGUACCUGACGAAGUUAUCUUUAUUAUUCCAUUCUAUUACUUGGUUAUCUAUUAUAAUAUGUGGGGAUCGUUUAGUAAAUAUUUUGACUACACUUUUGUAUAGGUUCAAGUUCAGUUUCCAUGUUUUAACCAGGUGGUUACCGUGUUAAGAGAAUUUCGGAAAUUUUGGAUUAAGGUUCCAAAGAGUUGCUUGGGUCAUUAUUUUAAUUUAAUUUUUUUUUAUUUUUAUUAAAUAUACGGGAUAAACCCUUUUGAACAUAAUAUAUACAUACAUUAUAAAUAUAUACAUAUUAAUUGUUACAAUUUAUUACUUAAAGCCUAAUACUUACUACUUACUACUUAUUACUACUUAACUAGACAGGUAUUAUAUAAAAAGAUUCAUAAGAAACGAAGGGUCAACAUUAGAAUUCGUCACCAUACGUCCGAUGGUUUUAUUUUUAAGAUUGUUGAUGGAAGGAGCAAAGGAUAAAAAGAAGCAACAGAUCGGGACAAACGUUGAGAUUAAAUUAAUGAAAGUAAUUCAGAAGAGUUAAUAUUACUCGUAACAAUCCACCAAACAACUUAAUACCAGAGAUACGUCUACGUUCACCCAAAGAAACCAAACUAAAUUGCAAAUCAACAGAUUCAUAUUUAUGUUCACAAGGGAUAUUCAAGCUUGCGUACCUCAAGAAUUUUCGUUAAACCCUUUCUAGCUUCAAAGAGUUAUUGAUAUCACGAGGAUCCCAAAUAACGGAACCAUACUUCAGAAUAGGGCAUACAAGUGCACAAUAUAGCCCCUUAAAGGAUAAGCCUAACCAUCUCUACAUAAUCUUAAGACAAACCCCAGAGUUUUAAAAGCCUUACAACAAAUCUGUUCGAUGUGGGGACUUGGAUCAAAAAUACUACUUAGAAUAAACCAUAGAUCUAUAACACUGUCAUUAGAGCAUGAAAGAAUAGUAGGUUCGAGAUGGUACCAGUAUAUAAAAGGGGACUGAAUCCUGGCAAAAUUCAUGGUUUUGCACUUAGAAAUAUAGAGGGAAAACCCUAAUAAAUUGAACCACUCAGUGAAUCGAUCAAAAUCAUUCUGUAACAAGAUUCAAUCAUCCAAAGAAGAAAUACGAGAAUAUAGUUUUAUAUCGAUGGCAAAACAUAAAAUAUGGCUGUGGGAAAGAACAUUUAAGAUACUAUUGAUAAACAAGAAGAACAGGAGCGGAGGUGUCCUUCUUGAGGAACGCUGGACAUUACAAGAUAAAUAUUCGAUUUUACUCCAAGCAAAUUGAACCAUUAGUAACAGUUUAAGAGGUAAGAUGAAAACUAGUAAAGGAGUGGUUCACUAAUACCAGAAAUAUUGAGAAUCUUAACAAGGGCAUUGUGAGCAACUGAAUCAAAUGCCUCAUUGAAAUUAGUAUAAAUGACGUCAACCUGUGACUUCAAAUUAAAAUAUUGGUAUACAAAAUUGUUAAAGACUAAAUUGCAGGUAAUGGUGGAACAACCAAGAUGAAAGCUAUGCUGUUCCUCCAUAAGAAUUCUGUUGAUCGAUGGUUGAAUAUAAUGCAAGACCAGUGAUUCAAAUAUUUUCGAAAUAUGUAAUUGUCUGGCAAUCGAACGAUAGUUGGAUACGUUAGAAAAAUCACCAGGCUUGUGUACAGGUAUAACGGAGCUUAACUUUAACAUUGAAGGAAAAAUUCCUUCAGCAAAUGAGCACUUAAAAAUAGUCCAGAGGGGGUAAGCUAUUAUAGUUUUAUCGUCCGCGAUCAUCGCCAGUUGCGGGUUUAGUGGAAUAGGUAUAUCGUGACAGUAGAUGUUGAAAAGGAUUAGGCCUAGAGAACCUCGGCUUGUAUUGUAUAAGGUUGGAAGAAGUUUCUAACUAUUUUGACUUAAAAAGUUCGAUUUGAUAUAAAGGAGAUGAUGGUUUUGGUAAGUAUUUGGGGGGGGACUUAGUAAAUUCAAUUUCAGUUCUAUUUCGUGAUGUUAUACAUUGUUAUGACUUAAAUUAUGUCCAGGAAAACGGCUGAUGUAUACUGUUUCUUUUCAAAACCAUUUACAGUUAAUUCUGAAAUUUCUUGGAUUUGAUGAAAAGUGAAGUGAUGCUUUUUCCAAAUUGGUGUUUUAGAAUAAUAUGUGGUUUCCACAUGGAUUUAAACUAUUGAGAAGUAUCUUGUUUUAACAGAGAUGGAAGUAGACCGAUGAGUCUAUAACUUGUGAGAGAGGGGGCCGGUGUUCCCAGCUUAUGUAUGGGGAUUAUGAUACCAUAUUUCCAAGAUGAUAGGAAAAUGCCAAUAAGCAUGACCAAGUUAAAUAGGCUAGCUAGAAAGGACAGCGCUUUAAGUGUAAGGAUUUUUAAGAUUUUAUUAGUAAUAAGAUCAUGGCUAGGACUUUUUUUAUUUACUAGAUUAAUUACUAUUUUUUGUAUUUCCUUAGGAGAUGUAGGGUAAUUCUAUCAUUUAGUUCGUAGAUAUUAUCAUCAGAUGUUUUAUCAGCAUGUUCAAUGUGUUGUUCGUUGUACUCAUUGUCUUCUUCUAUGAAGGUGAAACAGGAAGUAACAUAGUUAGCGAAAGCUUCGACUUUUUGGAAUUUAUUUCCCGUUUUUCAUAGGGGAGAUUAUGCCAUGCUGUUCUAAUAGUCUUUUAGUUACUUAAGUCAUUAGGGUUUUUUUAGAUAUUUACGAUAUGAACAUAUCUGAGGUUGUCUAAUUCCAUUUCACUCUUCUAAUGAGUUGGGAUUUAAUCUUCUUUUAACAACUAGGUUUCUGGUAUUCUGCCAGAUUUUUCUCACUUCGUAUUUUUGCCUAAUUAAGUUUUGAAAUAAGAUAGAAAUGGUUUCUGAGGGAAACUAAUGAUUUCGCUAUUUUUGAUAAACGCUUGGUUGAUUGAAUUUUGUAUUGUAUUCGGCGUAUAGCGUUUAUGACUUCUCGAUUUUGGUAUUGUUUUUUGCAAUUUAAGUUUUCAUUUAAUUUGUCUCUAAAUAUUUUCCAGUUUAUUGGAGUGUUUAUUAGUUUUUAGAUGCGCUGAUUUAUAAUUAUUAGAUCAUUUAGAGAGAUGAUGACUGGUAUAUAAUCAGAGUCGAGUCUAUUAAGGACUUGAGGUGAAGAUUAGUAGGCUGAUUUGAUAAUAAUGCAAUAUCCAGUAUGUUUGGUAUUCUACCAGGUUUGUAGAUAAUUGAUUCAGAUAUUGGAAAUAUUAAUAUCUUAAGUUUGGAUGAUAUUUGUACCAGUUUAGUUCUACUUGGGUUCGUUUUCCGGCAUCCCCAUAGUUGGUUUUUUUGAGUUAAAGUCUCCUAAAAGUAUUUUUGAGUGAUUUACGAAUAGUUCUGAUAUAUCUUCUCUUUUGAUUUCUUUGUUUAGUGGAUUUUAACCGAGAUAAUUUUUAUUUCAUGUCUAUCAUGUUUUGAUUGUUACUGAGAUGGCUUCGAGGUUGAUCAAAUUAAGAAUAAACGAUUUAAUGUUUUUUAAAAUUAAAAUGGCUACCCCUCCUAAUGAGUGUAUGACGUAUUUAUCUUUUUUAUAAUUAUUGAAACCAUUGACAUUAAAAGUUUCAUGGUUUAUUAGGUGGGUAUUAUUAAACAGGCUAUGUCGAUCUUGUGGCUUGAUAUAAAUUCCAUUAGUGACGAUUGUAUAAAUUGUACGCCUUUGGCAUUCCAAUUUACUAGUUUAAUAUCAUUUAAAUUAGUUUCUGUCAUUUUUAUUGUGAUUAAACAGAUUAUUACUUAUUAAAUUUAAAAUGGAGCUCUUAAUGGAUUGAAUAUUUUGGAGAAUGUUUCUGAUAAAUUCUAUGAUUUUUUGUUGUAGAUUUUCGUUUAAUACUCCGUUAAAUGUUACCAACUAGAACUUAUAUAAUAUUAAUUUUGUGUAGGCAUUUAGAUUAGUAUUAUCUAUAAAUAUUAAAAAGUUGCUAUCAUAAUAAUAGAAGAAAAAAAUAAUAUAAUAGGCAAUAAUGAAAUAUGUUUAGAUUUUUGGGUAUAGAUAAGCACAUAUUUGAUGCGAUAAUGCCUGGCAUGUUGACUAUAGAUAAACUUUGAAAAAAAUAUCUAUACUUACCUUCGUAUCAUAUUUUAGUUGAUUAUAAUCAAAACAUGUUUGACCAAUUAGAUUUAUUUUUAAUAUCAUUAAUUUCAUAAUUAUUAUUACUUUAUAUACUUACCUACGAGUUCAGACUACACGAGUAAGUACAUUUUCCUAUAAAUAUUAUGUAUAAUAUAUAAUAAUUAAAUAAUUAAUAGCAAUGUUCUUAAUAUAAUAAUAUAAUAUAUUACUUCCAGUUAACGAAUUACUGUUUUCAGAUUCUUAGUGUAUCGAUGAUUAUAUGUGUAUUGGGUUUACUAUGAUAUGUACUUAUUUAUUAUUAUGAAGCUUAACUAAAUUUUUGUUAUGAUUCAGUUAAACAUUUUCGUAGAGAUUUCAAAUUAUGACAAAAAACUUAUCUAUGCCUAAUUUAUACGUGGUAAAUGUUUAAAACAUUUUGGCGAUUUUUAAGUAAUUUAUAGGUAUUUUAUUACAUUUUGUAAUUUUGUUUACAUGGUUUCUCUGGUUGGCUAUGAGGAUAUAAUUGUACUAAAAACAAAAAUGCAUACAACUUUAACAGAAUGCUCAUUAUAUUCGUGAGUUGCAUUUAGCGGUCAAAGAAAAAGAGUAGAGUAUAAUGUACUUAUUGUAUUUUUUCAAAAAUUACUCAUUUUUUUUCUGAGCGAAGAGAGGAAUAUGUUAGUUUUACAAUGAUGUUUAUUUUUUUUUACCUGCAAAUAACUUUUCUACCAGAAAUCUUGUUCCGGUCUAGGUAAGCUAAACAUAUGGUAGUUAAGAGGAAAUCAAUUAGAUGAUCAUUAGAUGAAUCAAAGUGAAGUUUAGGUUAUAGCAAUUAACUUAUAGCAAAUUAUUAUUUUGAAAAAGUAAAAUGUCUUAAAUCUAUUGGAGUUGACAUAAACAGCAAGAAUAAUUACUAUGAGUAAAUACUUAUAAUAUAUAAGAAUAAAAGCUAGAAACAAAUACAAUUUUGUGUUAUAAAAAACAUUCAAGUCCAAGUUAUUUUCAAAGGAAUAGAAAAUGCAAUCAUACAAAGUCUUGGUAAGGUUUUGGUAAUUUUAUACACAUGUGAAACAUGAUUAACGUCAAAAGAAGACGAAAGAAAGCUGGCAAUUCUAAAAAAAAUUCCACAAAUUUAUUUCCAGACCGUAAAAAAAUGAUCAGACAGAUGUAUUCAUCUGUCUAAUAAGAAUCAGAAAUAAGAUCAAAUUAUAAAGUUAAAGAACUCUUGGUAGAAGAAUACAUCCUACAAACACUUAAAGGAAGAAAGAGGAUAAGUAUGGAGAUCAAGUGAUAUAAUGAAUGAUUCACUUAACUAGAAAUCAAAAUGGAACAGGCUACAGGACAGAGAGAAGAAUAGGUGGAUAAAUGAACCCAACCAGAACCUCUAGAUACAUGAAGUUAAUAAAUUGGAGAAAUUGGCAAAUGGUAUAAAGUACUAGAUGAGGCUGUAUGGAGCAGUGGGCCUAAAUGGCCCAUAAAAGCUGAAGAAGAAUAUGACAAAAAAUAAUGGUUUAUCCUUGCUUACAGAUAUAAAUUAAAUAACUUUAUGUAUCUUACCUUCCUAAAUGUCCACCCACUACAAUAGUUGCACACGUCCUCAAUAACAGAUUUUAUUUUUUUUUCUGUUAUUUAGAGAUAGAAUUUUCUAGUACCGAGAAAACCGCCAAAAUCGAGGAAUGUAAAGGUAAGUAUGAUUUUGUUGGCUAGUUUCGAAUUUUAUAAUUAUAAUAUCCAGUGGCGCAGAGCUUAGUAAAUGAUAAAGAGCUUGUGCGUCAACUACAGUAUUAUUACACAAGACAGUCAACUUCUAUUUAACCUUUUUAAUUUUACGGAAAAUGGUCCAAUCUAUAUGUAGCCUAACUAAUGGACUGAUUUUUUUUAAAUUUAUACGGGUUAAUCAGUAUAUUAAGCAAAUGAUACUUUUGUAAAUUUAAUAUAGAUAAUAUUGGUGAUAGAAAGUGAUUAUGUUGGUAGAAUGACGGAUAACAAAAUAUUUCGUGCAUUCAAAAAGGAACGUGUAACACACGAAACGAAAUAAACUCCCCUUUAUCGACAAAAACAAAAAUAUGAGAUUAUCUAAAUAAUUGUUAAUGAAAUAAUAUAAUGAUCAAUAUGAAUACAAAUACUUGCUGAUUACUACUAUAAUUUAAAAGAGAUAGAAGUUCAUAAAUAUAUAUGGUUCUAUUUUUAUUAUUGUAAGCUUUUUGCCAAUUAAUUAUUCAUCCCUAGUAAAAGUCUAAAUUGAUUUUUGUAUUUCACUGUUAUAACUGUAGUUUUGUGGCGGAAAAAAAUAUUUUAUACUCAACUCAAUCAUCUUUCUUCUUGUUUUGCUGCCAAAGCUUAAAUUUUUUUUUACUAGCUCUCAGAACUCUCUCCACCACCAAGUUUCCUUGUUUUUUAACAUACUACUCUUACUCUACUUCUUCGAUCUCUUUUGCCAAACUUUUAAUACACGUGACCUUCCUUUCCCUCACCUCAAUUAUAUUUCCCUCAAUACUCCAUAUAACCCAUGGUUAUAGCGUGAAUGGGUACCUCUUGCUACCCCCACCCCCUAGAUCUAUGUAUACCCACUGAAAUUGAAAAAAAAACUGAAAUGGUCUUAAUUUAAUAAAAGCUCCUCUGACUAGGAAUGUUAAAAUAGCUUAGGGAAGUUUCAGCACAUAAAUUGCAUAUGAUACUUAUACAUUGUAAAAUAAAUGAUUUUUAUGAUUUAAGCCAAAACAACUAUGGAAAAACCUGUAUUUCAACUCACAAUAUUUCGUAAGUCUAUAAUAUAUUAUAUGAAUAUUAUUUUCAUUAUUAUCAAAAAUAAAACUGUUGUUCAAAAUACCGAUUUUCCACCAUAAUGUAUUUUUCUCAUACCUAUUACCUAUUACCUAUGUAAUUAUAAAUUAAAAUAAUCAGUCUGAUAAAAUAAUUACUGCACAUAUCAGGUAUACCUACUUUAUAAAAUAUAUUAAUAUGUGCAUGUCUAAAUAUAUACACGAGAGUCUAUACUAAUUAACAAAUAAAUAAAUUCAUAUAUCAAGUAACACUAACAAAAAUUAAAAAUAAAUGUUGUAUGAUAAAUUUUUUGGUACCUUAAAUACCUUUUAGACAUUUUUUUACCUAAUUUGAAUAAUUUUCACCUUUUUUUUUUUUCUGUGGUUUUCUAUUUCAGUUAUUAUUGUACUUCAUUGCCAAUUUCAACGUGUGCUACUUUUAAUCUAGUUAGUACACCUUUUAUUUUGAAAACACAUUUCAAAAUAUAUCUUACCGAAAUUCGCUCCGAAUCGUUUUUCGUUAGCAAUGAUUUAUCGUUACGCACAAACAAAAAUAAAGUAACUUUAUGUAUCCUACAUUUCCAACUUUUUUUCAAUUAUUUUACUCUAAAUAAAUAAUGCUUCGUCGAAAUAUCCAUUCCCCGAAUUACCUUUCACCAAAAUUACCGCUUUUUAGUGCCCUAAUUAUAACUUUUUUAAUUUCAAAAUAUAUUAUAAAUACAGAUAUUCAUAUUAACAUAAAAAUAUUUUUAAUAUGAUGUAUAGAGUACAGUGGUAAGAAAGUGUUUUAAUUAUUCUAAAAUAUUUACCGAUUAUUUAGUAAUAUUUAAAAUUAUUUUUUUAAAUUUUUUUUCAGGUUUACCAGAUGCUAAAGAUUCGUUUGUGAGUUAUUCAUUUCGAAGAAAAUUAUACAUAA